AUGACGCAAGAGUACGACAAGUAAGUGAUCCAGCUGGGCAGACGGGAAGGCGAGGGAGAGGGGGUGAGUCCGGGCAGGUCCGACCGGUGCUUCUGUCCCCAACCCUCCACGCCCCCAGCCCAGACCUCCUCGCAGAGAUUCCGCCCCCCCCCCAGCCACGGUUCCAGCUGCUACUGCUGCUACUACUCGUGUGCAAUUGCUAAUAAUGGGGAUCAGGGGCGGGAUGGGGGGGUUCCCAAAAUUUGGCUCCCUGUCGGAGGGGUUGGAAGGACAUCGGCGGCACUGCCAGCCCCCCCCCCCCCAAGUGACAGGAGGGAAGAGGUGCAAGAGGUGGGUGGCUGGGCAUUGGGGGGGGGUCUCUUUUGGUGCUGGUAAGCUGGGUAGAGAGGAGGGGAUGACAGCUUUGCUUCUUUUCCUGUGGGUUUUUUUAAAGGGGGAAGCAGUCGAUUGGAUAAUAGGAUUAAGUUAAUUCGGAGUGACUCGCCUUUCUUCAACUGCGAUCAAAGCAGCUCUCCGCCAUAAGUUUACACACACACACACACACAAAGGAAAACUUUGUGGGGGUGGGAUCGAGACUGGCCAAAAAUGGCCCGUGCUAAAGGUCCUCGGUGUGCGUUUUGUUUUGCUUUCAAGAGAAUACACUUCGAUCAGGUGCUCUUUUCUCCAAAAGCAACAACCUGAUCGCCUGUGUUGGCGAGUUGGAUUUCCCCAUCAGCUCCCAAAUGCCUCCAGGCUCCAGCCUACUUGCUCUCGCCGGGCGGGGUCCCGCUCCGUAGUCGAUACUGAUGGUGUGCGUCUUCGUAUCUACAGCUGGGUGGCUUCUUACAGCUCAGUCGGUAGAGCCUGAGACUCUUGAUCUCGGUGUCGUGGGUUGGAGCCGCCCCACAUUGGGCGAAAGGUUCCUGCGUGGCAGGGGGUUGCACUAGAACUGGGUGACCCCUGGGGGUCUCUUCCAAUUCUACGAUUCAAAAAUCGAAGUUAGCUUCCCUUUCUCGGGCGCGGGGGAAUUGAGAUCUUGGUGUGGGGAUCUGCAUUGAGAGAUCCCUGUGCAGGGAUAAGCGGCACGGGAAUCUAAAGGGAAUCUUCCAAGUAAGCGCGCCAAGGACAGUAGGAUUCCUUCGCGAGGUCUUAACUCCCUUGAUUUCAGCUGGAAAGGGAUCGCCCGUUGAAAACACAGCAGUGGGGAGUUAAAGGCUGACUCCAUCCGGCACAAAAGUUCUCCAACUAUUUAGUACUGUAUGCUACAUCUCAUUAUUCUGUCGCCCAUCAUUUCGACAAGCUAGCUAGGCAGGUGUAUAUAGAGAGGGAGCCGUGGAAAGUUUUGGAUUCCCUGACUCGUUCACAUCCUUCUGCUUAUGUUCUGCAUACAACUUGGCCCCAAUACCUCACCUGUCCCCCGGUCUGUGUGUUGCCAAUGUAGUGCCCAACGUCAGCAUCCUAUGGCAGCCCCCAGGAUCUUGUUCCGCUCUGCCCACUGAAACCAGGACUUCAAAGGUGUUCUUCUGGCCAAUAGAUGGCUUUUUCCAAGCCUAAUUGUGGCAUGGGGGUGGUUUAUUGGUUUGCUGGCAAGGGAAGAAGAGUUGUGGCAUGUGCAUGGUGCCCACGACAGUUUGGCUGCUUUGCCAGUCAAAAGCUUGGUGACUCUUGUCCUAACCAGCCUGGCGCUUGUGUUGGUUUUGUCCUCUUUCCACUUGAAGCCACAGCUGAGAAGAAUUUUGGCUUUGAAACUCGACUCCUCGGCUGGUCACUCUCAUCUCCUCCUCCAUCUCCUGUGUGGGGAAGACUCACUUGUCUGUCAGGAGGAGCCGCAUGUCCGCACCUCUCAACAACAACAACAACAAAAAUCCAGCCAAGAACACAGAGGAGGUUCCAGACCCUCAUUUUGCCCAAGGCUCUUGUGUCAUGGCAGGAGGUUCGCGAUGUGCGCUUCUGCCGCUGUUGCUUUUGUGUGUGCUUCUCCCCACCUCUUUUGAAGAUGAGGGCUGGGCUCUGAGAGAGAUGCCUUAACUCGGGCAUCAUUACCUGAGUCACACACCUAAGCUUUUUCUUUUCUUUAAUGGCAUGAGCAAGGCUGCUCUUAAUUUGAAUAAGAUUUUGCUGAGCAUUCAGAGACUUUAGUCUGCAAUUAGAUCCUGAUGUGCAGAUUUAUUCUGCAGGCAUCACAAGGGCUCCUUUUAAUGUCCUCUUGGAGAAAGGACAGAUGGAUUUUUAUGAAACUCAUCCCCCAGGGAAAGCAGAUUUGUCCAGGUAACACGAAGUAUUCUUUUAAAGUGGGGGGGGGGGGUUUGAGAGUUGGGUGGGGUUGGAAAAGUGAUAGACGAUAUUUAGCAAUGCAUUUGCUCCGGAUUGUGUGUUGCGAAAGGGUUCCUACCUUAAAUCUGUGAUCGCUAGUCAGCUUAGAAAGUUUAUGCGAGUUGUGGCAUUGCUUUUCUGUAAGUUGUGCUCAAGGCAAAAUUGCAGCUGCCUCAGUGGUUCUUUGCUUUGUUUCAAGCUUAUGCUUGGUGACAUAACCUUUGCCAUGUUCCCUCCCAGGACCAAUUGUUCAUUUUGCUUCAAUCUCCUUGAAAACCAUACCUGGUGCAGUUUUACAUGGAAAGAUAUCAGGUCUUGGUGGCGGUUAUAACUACAACUCUUUCUUAUUAAGGGUGCUUCUUUUUGGCGACAGAUCACUUGUGCCCUUGGGGAAAGUGUCUUUUUGAAUUGGAAGUUCUCAGUCAAAUGUGAUGCUUCGUUUAACUUAAUGCUUAAUGGAAGGCACUUGAGGGCAGCAUUGUUGAUCAGUCAACUGCUGAGUAUAUAAGGACAACUGGCAUAUUGUCAUCUUCCUGUUUGGCAGUGUGGUCUGCAAAUAAAAUAAACGUGUCCCUUCAUAAGAGGGCAUUUGGCUGUACUCAGGUGUACAGGAGGCUGUGUCUUGCUGUAUAUUCAAGUUGGGAACCAGGGAACAGCCAUUGUAUAGAAGGCUCUUUUCAUAAUGCGUUGGUGUUUGAUGGCAGGGCUAAGACUUGCAACGGGAACCGCAAAUGUUACUUUUAGAACAGAAGUGGGGUUAUCAUCGGGAGUCUUCUUGUUUUGCAUUGGCUUUGUCGGAGGCAGGAUUUCAUACGUUCUGUGGUAUUGACUUUAUUCAAAGCUGUUGGAUUCUGGCCAGAUUUGUGUGCAAGACCGAUGGCAUGCUAAACACCAGUCUUUUCGGAGAGAAAAAACGGUAGAGCGAUGUGGCUAUGUCUGUGAUCUUGGCAAAUGUUUACUCAGAAAAGUAAGUCCUGUAUGAGAUGGAUGUGACUUUAGAGCAGUGGGAAUAGGAUUGGGAUGUCAGACUGCAAUCUGGAAGAUGCUUUCUUCUGAGGAACGCAGCAUUGCUCUCAGCUGAACUUAUGCUAGAUUCCAGUUGCAAUUUGCGGCGGGGCAUUUUAUUAAACAAGUCUGUAUAAUGAGUCCUUAUGCAUCAGUUUACAUUCUUCUGAAAGCUCAGCUGGUUAGAUCAUGGUGCUGAGAACACCAAGGUUGCAGGUUCAAUUCUCUUAUGGGACAGCUGCAUAUUCCUGCAUUGCAGGGGGGUGGACUGGAUGAUCCUCAGGGUGCCUUCCAACUCUACAAUUCUAUGAUUAAAUUGUGCUCCUGUGGGGUUAAACCAUCUUGCUUUUGUUUUCUGCAUACUAAACAUUCUGUCCUUGUGCCAUUUCCUCUCACACUAAGACAUGGCACACGAAAGCUCAUACCAAGAACAAACUUAGUUGGUCUCUAAGGUGCUACUGGACAAUUCUCUAUAUCUAUAUAUAUCUACUGUGUCAGACCAACACGGCUACCUACCUGCUUCUAGAUGUUGGACUAUAGUUCCCAUAGUCUCUAACCACUGGCCAUGAUGGCUGCAGGGAGUCCAAAAGUGUUUGAAGGGGCUGCAGGUUCAGCAUCCUUGCGCUCAGAAAAGGUAUCAUAUUAUCCAUUGCCAUGAGGGUAAAAGUGAAAAUUGUAGUGUUUGCUACAGGUGAGCAAUCCCGUUGCAUGUAUACUCAGAAGUCCUACUCUGUUCACAUGGAGCUCACUUCUGGACUGCAGCCGUAGCUCAUGAUUUUGUUUUAAAUAAUAGUUUGAAUCCUGGAAUUUUUCAUACCGCCCUCAGUUCAGAAGUUCUAGUGGAUUUUCAAGGGAUUGCUAAAUUAGAUUUCACCAUUGUUGGCAGAACAGUCAAGCCCUAAAACUGUAAGGCAGGGGUCAGCAACCUUUUUCAUCCGUGGGCAGGUCCACCGUCCCUCAGACCAUGUGGUGGGCCGGACUAUAUUUUGGAGGGAAAAUGAACGAAUUCCUAUGUCCUACAAAUAACCAAGAGAUGCAUUUUAAAUAAAAUCACACAUUCUACUCAUGUAAAAACCCCAGGCAGGCCCCACAAAUAACCCUGAGACGCAUUUUAAAUAAAAGGACACAUUUUACUCAUGUAAAAACACACUGAUUCCCGGACCGUCUGCCGGCUGGAUUGAGAAGGCAGUUGGGCCACAUCCGGUCCCCAGGCCUUAGGUUGCCUACCCCUGCUGUAAGACAUUUUUUUGAAUGGCAGUUCAGCAUUAAAUAAAUUGAGAGGGUAAGAAAUUGAGAGGAUCCUUUUCUUUCAACCACUAGCUCUUUAACAUUUUAAGACCAUUUGGCGAUGGCUAAAAGUUUUCUCGCAGUUAUUCCUAUCACAGAGAUUCACAUUACUAAGAGAAAGCUACCUGCAAUAUUCUGUAGUCCUAAAAUGUGAUGGAUAGCUUAGAAAACAUCUUGACAAUCAUAAAGUUAUGCUGCAUUAGUUUAAAGUCAGUGAUUGUUUGUGAAGUUGGUUACACUCCAAUGCUUGUUUACACUCGUGUUUGAACACCACUAUUUCUCUAUGAAGUUCUUCAGCUUGGAUUGUAAAAUGUAAAAUGAAGGUUUGUACAUGAAUGGCCAUAGAUCAGCUACCUAGAGCUAGUUACUUUGUAUUAUAUUUUACUUAUUUCAUAUAAUUUAUAUUUUAUUUAAUUCAUAUAAUUUAUAUACCUCCUGAUUGUAAAAUAAAAAACCUCAAAGAAGUUUACAAAAGGUAAAACAGUAAAAAAUAAAUAAAUCACAACCAUACAAAAGUUAAAAUAAUGCUCUUCCCUAGGAGACCUGCCUGGUGCCUUCAUUAGACAUCUUUAGGCAUCAGGUGGAAACAUUCCUCUUCAACCAGGCCUUGGGCUGAUUAAUAUUUUAAUAACCCUGUUUAAUGUGUUUGUGGGAGGGGAAGGGGGUAGGUUUGCCAUAUUUCAAAAAGUGAAAAUCCGGACGGAAAAGUUUUUUUUUUAAAAAAAGCUAUUUUUGAGGGAAAUUGGCAAAAAAUGACACUGCUGACAUCAGUUGCCAUACGCCUGGGACAUUUAGCCGAUUUCCACCCAGACACUGCUUUCGACUGCGGUAUUCCGAGUAUGGGAAAUUCCGGACGUAUGACAACCCUGGCGGGGUGGUAUUGAUUUGUGGUUUUUUGGGUUAUUGUUUUCAUUAUCCAUUUUUUAUUAUUAUGUUGUGAAAACCGCCCUGAGUUCUACAGAAGAAAGGCGGUAUGCAAAUUUAAUAAAUAUAAAUGAAUGAAAUGAAAUGAAAUACUAAAAUGGAUUAAAAUUAGCUCAACUUUCAAAGCAUCUGGGUAGGCUUGUCUAAACAAGAAUUGUUUUAGCAGGAUGGCAGUGCUCCAUCUCCCAACCCAUUCCUUCACUGCUACCUUAAACUGAAAUAGAUUGGGUGGUCAGGGUUCUGUUCUGUAGCAGGGCAAGGAAACUGGGGAACCAGCAGGUGGGUUGGCGGCCAGUGUGUUGGUCCUAAUAUAGUGGGAGGGAGAUAGUGACUACGGAGAGAUGAAAGUUGAAAUGAAAGCAAUGACUGGGUUGAGCAAGAGAGUCCAAGAUUACUGAAUCGCCAUCACAUUUUGAUUUUGUAGGAAAGCCACUGUUGUGUAUUUUGCUUUUGCUAUCUUAAAUUGUUUUGAUGAUUAAUUUGCUGUAUUUAUUGUACUUUUAUUUUACCUGUUUAAAAAACAAUGUGUCGUUCUCCAUUUUGGAGUGUUCAGGAGCAGGUGCUGUGGGUCAAAAGUGGUAUAUAAACAACCCAGAAAAAUGAAGACUUAACACUCUUUGCCAUGGGAGACUAACUCUGGACUAUAUCACCACAUUAUCCCAGCAAGGCACAGAGCCCUUACGGCUGUCAUGUUUUCCUAUCUCUUCUCUCUCUCUCUCUUUUUGCAAAUUAUUCAAGCAGAAAACAAGGCAGUGGUUAUGAAGUAAUUACACACACAAUGGAAGACUUAUUUCCAGCUCUUGCUAAAUGCCUUUUAGCAUUGUGUGUGCAUAGUUCACUGUGCCAAUUGACCCUUCAGACUUUAAAACUUGACACAGGGCAGCUGUCAGAAAUAUACACAUUUCACUGUCUUUUGAGAAAAUACGGUCUCGUUUUUCCUCAAAGAACCUGCAGCUCAGGGGAGAGAUUGAGUUACUGCCAAAUCCUGUGCUUUGUUGAUAGCUCUGAAGAUAAUUCUUUCUACGUUCUUUUUUUUUUUAAAAUGGCGCAUUUGCGCAUUUUAUUUGGGGCGGAUGGUUGCAACGAGAGAGGAUGCUUACAAAAGCUUUGAUUUUUGACAGAUUUUAAUGUUAUUGGCUGUUCCACUUAUAAUCUGAAUGGGGGUGGUAUUUGCCUGUGUGCUUUUUCAUUUUAGGUUGAAUUCUUCCCUGUCUCUCCUUCCUCACCACUCCUAACCAUUUACAGCAGAGGGAACACCACCCAAUAUGAUUUUUAUCUUGCCCUGAUACUGCUCCCACUGCAUGUACAAUUUGUCAUGUGUCUGUCAUGUGAGGAGUAUGCACUUGUCACGUGGUGUAUGCAUUGGAGUCUGAUUGGCCUGUUGAUGGGGCAAAAGUGUGUGAUUGGUGCAAAUGACCUGACAGGACACAAAGCGAUUUCCCGCAUACUCCAUAUGGGAAACUUUUCUCCGAACAUCAAAUGCACAGUCUAGUAGGCCCAGUUUCAUCUCUAGAAAUUCAGCGUAACUAGUUCUGUCAGGGCUGAGCCUUCAGUGCCAGCCUGAGGGGAGACAAGGGACUGUGCCAAUGAAGCAGAAACACAUCAGAGCAAGGGGGAAUUGCUGUCGCUCAGAGAAAGUAUCAGAGGAAGCCUUAGGACGAGACUUCCCCUGAGCAACAGGCUUAUAUGCAUUAUGAUGUAUUUAAAUUUGAUUGGUUGGCAACUGAAUUCUAGAAAGUUCUCUAGUAGCUCAAUUGUGAUUAGCUAACGUUGGUCACGCGGGAGGUAAUCUAGUGAAGGAGAGACUCGAUUUUAUGUGAAGCAAGAUGAAUGUGUUUUAGAAUCCAGUUCCCAGGAUACUUGAGGACGAGGUAAUAUGUGAUUUUAAUGUAUGGUGUGUAGAAAGCCUUUGUGGAGAGGGGUCAUGUUGGUUGUCAUAGGCCAGGCAUCCCCUACCUUCGGAUGUUUUGGACUACAAUUCCCAUCAUCCCUGACCAUUGGUCAUGGAAGUUGUAGGCCAGAACCUCUGGAGGGCCGCAGGUUGGGGAUGCCUGUCAUAGGCCAACCAAGAACGUUUUUUUUGCAAUUGCUUUGCAAAAUAAAAUGAAGGCUUGCCCUCUAGAUGUUGCUGGGCUUACGGCUCCAUUGCCACUGAUGAUGGACCAUGCCAACUGAGGCUGAUGCAAGUUACAAGCCCAACAGCAUGCGGUGGGCACCAGGUUGGGGAAUGCUAACACAGAACAAGGUGUUGAUGCAGGGCAGGGGAGAAGACAGUGGUUCCCCUUCCAUAUUAUUAAAUAUGCAUUUUGUGAAGGAACAAAGAGAACUGUACAGCAUUGCACCGAUCUUGCACAAAUUUUGGGAAGCCCUGGUGACUGUAUGGGCAGAGCUGUCAGAUUUCAAAUUAAGGGUUCUGCCUGUAUUCCUCAGCACGGCUGCUGCCCCUCCCUUGCUUGCUGGUACAAGGCAGCCUCUAGUUUUGCAACAUAGCAGCCUAGGGAGGAGAAUGGGUCGCCAGUAGUGAUGGCAUGGGUCGAGAGGCGGAGCACCCUGAUCCUCUCCCGCUGACUCGGAGGCCCUUAGAAAAAGUAUCCCUGGCGAUCUCCUGCUUGCAAAUCCUAUUUCAAGGGCAAAUCUCUCUGAUCUGGAUCCACAGAACCUGAUGGCAAGAGGCUGAGAAAGGGCAUUUGUAUAAUUCCGUACAGUGGUACAGUACCUCGGGUUAAGAACUUAAUUCAUUCUGGAGGUCCGUUCUUAACCUGAAACUGUUCUUAACCUGAGGUACCACUUUAGCUAAUGGGGCCUCCCUCUGCUGCCGUGGUUUCUAUUCUCAUCCUGAGGUAAAGUUCUUAACCCGAGGUACUAAUUCUGGGUUAGUGGAGUCUGUAACCUGAAGCGUCUGUAACCUGAGGUACCACUGUACUAGGUAUUUUGCCAGCUUGUGGCUCAGGCAUGCUAGGGAUGGGGAAAUAGCAUUUAUUGUUGUUGUUUUUGUUAGAAUAGAUUUAUAUCCCACAUUUUUUCUCCAAGGAGUUCUAGGUGGUGGACAUGGUUCUUCCCUCAUCUCAUUUAAUGUCCCCAACAACCCUGUGAGGUAGGGUUAGGCUGAGAGGCAGUGACCAGCCCAAGGUCAUUCAGAGAGCUUCAUGGCCAAGCGGGGGUUUAAACCUGGUCUCUUAGGUCCUACUGUAACCACUACACCACACUGGCUUUCAUUGUCACUCAUAGAGUCACAAGAGCAGAAUGAAGUGUGGACAGCACGCAGGCUUUGUCACAUGUGAUUAAAAACACUCCUUGAAAGCUUAUUUCUUUCUAUUCUAUUUUUCCUGGUGCCAGCACAGAAAAGGCCAUGGUCUCAUUAUUAGAAAAUAUUCAUACAGCACUUUCCCAAAAGGUUUCCCGCAGACAGCUUCCAGGUCAUGUGGCCAGCAUGACUAAGCCGCUUCUGGCAAAGCAGAGCAGCACAUGGAAAUGCCAUUUACCUUCCCACUGGAGUGGUACCUAUUUAUCUACUUGCACUUUGACGUGCUUUCGAACUGCUUGGUGGGCAGGAGCUGGGACCGAACAAUGGGAGCUCACUCUGUCGUGGGGAUUCGAACUGCCGACCUUCUGAUCGGCAAGCCCAAGAGGCUCAGUGGUUUAGCCCACAGCACCACCCACGUCCCACCUUCAGCAGGCCUACUUUGAGUAAAAAACUCGAAUUCCACCUCAUAUAUGUCUUACCGGAGUUGCCAAUCAGCAGAAAGUUGCUUUUUGUUUAAGACCUGCUUGUUGGUUUAAAUUCCCAUUCUGUGUAAGUGUGUAGGAGAGAAAUCUGAAAUACCUGUGCUUUGUGACCCAUCCACAAGGUUUCCUGGGCUCCGCAGGCUGGUUUCUAUUCCUCAGUGGCAAAAUACAAAGCAGCAUGAGCUGUUACAACCAACAUUGUUCUUUGUCAAAUGCAUGAAGCGAACUGAGAAUGUGGUUUGUGUGUAUAGAGUAAAAAUACAGCUAUAGGUUUCCAUAAGACUUUCGCUUCAAGGACUGAUGGUAUCUUGUGUUUCAUGCAGGUUUCAUUCCUCCCCUACCCGUUUUUCAGCCCCUGGCAAUAUUUUAAGCAAAACUUAAAUUUUGUCUUAAGUACUAACUAACCUUUGUGUAUGCUGAAGGGGAAACAGUGUUUUAAGUGGGUCUGAACCCAGAUCUGGCAGUAUUGAUUCAACAGCAGACCCUCCAAGUGUCCCUAUUUCCCAGGGGCAGCAGUGGAUUUACAGAAGCCGUUCCGGUUUCUGAUUUGAUCCCGGAAUGUUCCGCUUUUCCUUAGGACGUCCCUAUUUUCACUGGGGAAAUGUUGGAAGGUAUGGAGUUAUGCGACCUCCGAGCCAAGGAGAUAAGUAACUAUACAACCUUUAGAAGACAUCUGAAGGCAGCCCUGUAUAGGGGAGUUUUGUAAUGUUUUAUUAUAUGUUGGAAGCUGCCCAGAGUGGCUAGGGCAACCCUGUCAGAUAUGCGGGGUAUAAAUAAUGAAGUUGUUGUUGUUGUUGUUGUUGUUGUGGAAUAGGACGUCCCUAUUUUCACCAGAUAAAUGUUGGAGGGUAUGAAUCAGCUGAGACAUCUUCUUGCAAAAAGUACCCCCAAAAUUACCUUUUGUAUAAAAAUAACUCUUCUUUUUGAAUGCUCCGAGAUGUCCUCACCUCAGACUAAGGCUGGUUUCCAACCAGCUCUAAGCCAAAAGUAAGCUCUUUGGAUACUACUUUGCUAGUGGACAUAACCCAGCACAUGCUUGCUUAUGGGCACAUUAAGACCUCAGAGUAAGUGGAUUUAGGGAACUAAGUAAACAAGCCGCUUUAUGAGUUUAUUCAGCAGUGAGUCACAGCUAAUGAAAAGCUUCACUUGAAACUGGUGCUUUGCAGUUAUUGGCCUGGGUCCUUUCUGGACUGCGAGUAAAUCCAGGAAGGUUUUCAUUUUGGUACUGCUUUUACACAAAAUUUGUGCAGAGAAUGAAUGCAUGCGAUACUGAAGAUCUACAUGCCUUGGGGUAGCUCUGGGUCGUUUGUGUUCCAAGAAUGACCAAAAGCCAUUGGUAUUGCAUUGUCAACCUCUAGCAUUCAGAAAUCAAGAUUAUAGUUUUAAAACACAGUUUGAAAUGUUUCGUUUAUGCUAUUGGCUUUUCAAAUAUAGAAGCCUCAAAUACAGUAAAGACUUCUUCUGAAGCUUCCCCCCCCAAAAAACAUAGGUGAUUUAUUUUUAUUUUUUACUUUAAAUAUUAUAAGCUCGGGACAAAAUAACUGGGAGGUCUUCGUUCACUGUCAAAGCACGUAUCUUAGAUUACAAUCCUGUAUGCAUUUACUUGGGAGUAAAACUCACUCAACUCAGUGGAACUUGGUUCUGAAUGCAUAAGAUGGACUUGUUCAGGCAUCCCCAACCAGCAGCCCUCCAGAUGUUUUGGCCUACAACUCCCAUGAUCCCUAGCUAACAGGACCAGUGGUCAGGGAUGAUGGGAACUGUAGUCCAAAGCAUCUGGAGGGCGGAAGGUUGGGGAUGCCUGCAUUGUUAGACAAACAAAGUCCUAGGUUAGACCUGUUGUCUGGUUCCCAGGAGUUUCAGGCAUUCAGAUCAGACAUCCCUGAGUUAGAUAGGCCAAUCAUCUGACUAGUUACAAGGCAGAUAUUUUAAUGUAUAAUUAAGCUCUAAGCACAAUGCCUCUUGGAAAAAAUAUCAAGAUAAAAGUUUAAUUAAAAUUCAGUUCAUCCUCUCCCAGAUCUCUUUAGAGCUUGGUCAACAAAAAGCUAGUCUAAGUUGGAGGUUGUGCAAUUCUUGGUUUCUUCCUUCUUCCUUUCUUUCUUUCUUUCUGAAAAAGAGAAUGGAAUGUUUAUUAAAAUAUAUGUUCUGAAAGCUUAGGUGGUAAGUUCCAUCAUGGCUGGAGGGCAGCCAAUGAGAGGGCCUCUCUGUUCCCUUCCUGCAUAAUGAUAUAUCCCUAGCAGUAAACAGUGAUUGGGCAAGAGGGUGGAAGCAGUUAGUUUGAGUGUGCAAGCCCUUUGCAUGGCUAAAAGUGUUCCAGAUAAAACAAUGAGGUAUUUCUGAAGAAUUCAAAGACUGUGAUUCUUCUUCUUGUUUUAAGUUAUAUGAAGUUGGAACAUGAUAGGAUAGCAAGCUUUUCCACCAGAGCAAAGAACAGCAACAUAACUGCAUGUUCAAAAUGUUUGACAAGCACACCAGUUUUUGAGAAACUGCUUUUCUGUCUCUGCUGCUGUGUGCAGUGGGAACUAGCAGACCCUCCAGACCAUUGUCUCAACGUACCCAGGGCUCAUCCUCCCACUCACUUGGCCUGUACUCUGUAUCCUGUACCAAUUAAUCCCCCAUGGUUCAAGAGUUUUUCUCUUCAUUUUGUGGGUGUGCCUUGCAAAAAUCCAAUCUUACCCACUGAAUCAGAAUCUUACCAGAUGCUCAGAAAAUCCAAAGAGGGGUUUGGCUUAAGUGAGCCUCAAUUCAGCAGGUAAGGUCGGAUUUUUGCAAGGCACAACUGCGGAACAAUGAGAAAAGUUCUUGGACCUGCAUGGGGCAAUUAAUUGGUACAUAAUGCAAACAAAACGUGGAUGAGCCCUUAGUUGGGUUCCUUGCACAGCCUCGCAUGUGUGGUGGAAGUGCUUAGACGUGUGCACGGACCUCUUUGGGUCCCAGCCCAAAGUGUGUUUUGUAAUUGUGUGUUUUGUUUCAUCUCCCUCUCUAUGAAGCAAAAGGCCUGUUUUGGUUCUUCAGAAUGAAACGCUCUACUCCCAGAGGCGACCCUACACCAGCGAGGACGAAGCUUGGAAGUCCUUCCUUGAAAACCCUCUUACAGCAGCUACCAAAGCCAUGAUGAGCAUCAAUGGGGAUGAGGACAGCGCUGCUGCCUUGGGACUGUUGUAUGACUAUUACAAGGUAACAACAUUGGCACUUGCCUAGGACUCGUAAAACAGGCCAGCAGAGUGUGCUUUGUUGUUUCACAUGCCUUCCUUAAAGGGGAGAAAGGCCAUGCCUUUUACCACUUAGCUGGGAACAUGAUACAGCUGCUUUUGUAGUGGCUACAAAUAAUAAAAUAGCAACUUCUGGUUAGAUGACUCAAAAAGGAAAAACAAGUAUUGGAUAAAGUAACUUUUCCAGUUUUAUAAGCAACCUGUUCUGGAAUCUCUCUUUAACAGGGCAAGGCGUUGGUAGUAGUUGGCAUACUUUGCUUUUGGGUUCUCUCUCUCUCUCUCUCUCUCUCUCUCUCUCUCUCUGUGUGUGUGUGUGUGUGUGUGUCUUCCCUUUUCAGUGAUGGCCAUUGAAACAGAUUGGCAGGGAAAUGCUCCUUCACACAACAUGUGAUUGAUUUAUGGAAUUCCCACAGCCAUACAAUAACAUUGAAAGCCGAACUGCCCCCCUUUAAUGCUCUUAGACAUAUUCAUAAAGGACAUGCUCUGUGUGUAGCACCGUAUUUCAGAGGCAGCAGGCCAGUUACUGGGGGCAGAGGCAGAAGAGGGCUCUUGCCUCCAUCCUGCCCUGCUUGUGGGCUCCCAAAGAGGCAUCUGAUUGGCUGGUGUGGAGAAGCAGGCUGCUGGGGUAGAUGGUCUGUUUGGCUCAUCCAUUAAAGCUGCACUUACAUUUUGACUUGUCCGUGCCUAAAUUGUAGUAUAUCUCCUGGGAAAUGAGCCCCUAAUUCUUUGUCUUUUCAACCCACCUUCCUUAUAAACAACUGCUGAGCUCUGGAAGGUUUCGUCAUUCUGGGUUUUCCUUUAGUGGAUUAAAUGGAAGAGGUGCUAACCUGUUAGAAAUGUAAUGUAUCACUUGGUUAAAGCUAAGCUGAUGUGUGGAGUUCUCUUCUACCAGAUGCAGCUGCAGCUGCGGCCAAGGCCCUUUUGAAUUAAAGUUGCCAUCAGGGACAGCCUUUUGAGGAGCAAAUCAGUACCCUCUGUUUGCUCACUUCUUCCUUUUCCUCUUCAUUGAGUCAGGAGAGAGUCUCCAAGCGUAAUCCUCCUUUGCCUUGCUCUGGUAGCUUUGCACUGUCUUGUGCUUUGUACUAGAGAUAAGUAGGACUCCAAUUCCCAUCAAACCCACCACCACCAGCAAUAGUCAUUGGUCAGGAGUGAUGUGGGUUGCAUUGCCAACAACAUCUGGAGGGCCACACGUUCCCCCACACCUGAUUUAUGUAGAAUUGCAGCAGUUAUCAGUAUGUGUACCCAGUGCCAUGUGUGUGCCUUUUGACUGACCAGAGCAUGUCCCAUUUGGAAUGCCCCAUUCUCUUCCUCUUUCCAAGCAUUUGAGUGCUUCCCAGUUCCAAAACUGGGGGUGGGAGAGCAUGGCCCCUCACCCUUGGUUGGCCAGGUGAAGAAAUAAUCAUCAUCAUAAUAAUAAUUUAUUUAUACCCCACCCACUCUGGGUUGGGUUUCCCCAGAAACUCUGAGCGGCUUCCAACAAAAUAUAAAAAAUACAAUAAAAGAUCAAGCAUUAAAAACUUCCCUAAACAGGGCUGGUUGGGUUUCCCCAGCCACUCUGGGCGUCUUCCAACAAAAUAUAAAAAAUACAAUCAAAGAUCAAACAUUAAAAACUUCCCUAAACAGGGCUGCCUUCAGAUGUCUUCUAAAAGUCAUAUAGUUGUUUAUUUCCUUGACAUCUGAUGGGAGGGCAUUCCACAGGGUGGGCGCCACUACCGAGAAGACCCUCUGCCUUCAAAAAGAGCUCCUUCAACUCUUAAUAGCUAUGUAAGCGCCCGAAUUCAUAGAACUGAGGGGACAUGGAAAGACUGUUAAUUAUGAGCUCCAGGGCAACAGAGCCUCAUGUUAACAGUGGUCCCUAAAACUAGUGUCGCCCACUACAACAUAGAAUAAGAAUAGAAUAUCAGAGUUGGAAGAGACCCUGAGCAUCAUCUAGUUCAACCCCCUGCAAUGCAGGACUGUGUUGCCGUCCCGUACAGGGAUUGAACCUGCAGCCUUGGUGCUAUCAGCACCACACUCUAACCAACAGGCUCAGUUCUGUGCUUUAAUAUAUGCUUGCUCUGAAUACCCCAAAACCAGUCAGACUGGCUAUAGGACUCGAGGGGCUACUGGUCUGAUCCGUCAGUGUUGUUGUCCAACCGCCACCAGCUCUUAGCUUGUAAAUAAUAAUAAAAAAGCUUUCACAAGCCUUUCAUAAGAAGAGUUGGGCAACAAGAGAAACUUAGCUUCGCGGCUGUGGGCCUUGGAAGCCUCCUUAACAAGCACGCACUCAUCUCUGAGCAAGGAAAGGUAUCACCCUCAAGCUUUUCUACAGACAAAUCAUCGUGUUAAGGUUGAGCUCCUACCUACUAACUGGGUGUGUUUGCAUUAAAUGUUUUCUUUUUGUGCUUUGUGUGGGUGUAAAGAAAAACAAAGCCAAGCAGACAGAUUAAGUUGUAAUAAGUUAGUAACCACAUUUUAGCUUGGCACGUCUUCCAUACCUCCCUGCUCCAUUUGGGAAAAUCCAGGGGGGGAAAUCAGUGGGUUAAGGAAUGCUGCCCUUUCUCUGCUUGCCCUACUUUCUUGUAAAUGCCACCCUGAUCCUAAUUAGCAUUACAAGCCAAAGACAGGUUUUGGAAAUACGAUUCCCACCCCCCACCCCCUUUUAAUGUGCAUGUCCACCCCUAAUGUGUGGGCCAAUGUGAUGUAGUGAUUCAAGUGUUCAAAGCUCCACUUGGCCAUGAAUGAACAUCACUUGGGUCCCCAUGGUGCAGUCACUGCCUCUUAGUCUAAUCUUCCUCACAGGGUCCUUUGGGGAAUACAUAAGACAGUGGAGGACCAGGUACACUGCCUUGAGCACCUUUGGAGAGAGAAAAAAGGCAGAAUAUAAAUGCAAGAAAUAAAUAAAUGCAAAGAAGGGUUUAGCUUGGAUGCGUAACAUGAGAAUUUCUGAAAUGUGUAAAUUACCAAUGAAAGAUCCACAUUCUGAAAAUUGCAGCCCUUACUUAGAACCCUAGAAUUGUAUAGUUGGAAGGGAUUGUGAGGAUCAUCAAGUCCAUAGCUGUCAACCUUCACUUUUUUUGUGAGACAUUCCCUUAUUCCAGCGCCAUUUCCGGCUGCUUCCUGCUGCUAUCCUGGAUUGUUAGAUAUCCCGUAGACUGUCCCUGGGACAGGUGAGGCUGCUGAUCUCUUAUUUUUGAGGCUGCUGAUCCCUUGUUUUCAAAUCUGAUCAAGUCCAACCCCCUGCAGUGCAGGGAUAUGCAGCUGUCCCGUACGGGGAUCGAACCUGGAACCUUGGUGUUAUUAGUUAUUAGCUCUAACCAACUGAGCCAGGCUGACUUCAUGGUUGACUUGCAAGGGAGCUUACACUUUCGGUUCUGUGCUCUUCCACUGCCCACCACCCUAAACAUAUGCAGCAUUUUAAUCUCUGUCUCACUCAGAUUUGCUAAGCUUGUGCCGGAAGCCAUUUACUAUAGCAUUUAAGAAGUUUUCAUCAGCUACACUGUCAUUUACGUGGUGCGCAUUUGCCAGGCAAAAUGUUUAAAUGCAAGGGUGUUGCUGAUACAGCAUAUUUCAGAGCUGGAGGACGUCGAGCUAAUUCCACCUCAUGUGAAAAUUAGUUUGUGAAUCUAGUCUUCAAAGUAGAAACUGGCAACUGUUGAAAUUAUGGUUUCUGCUUAUAUACUUCACGCUUUAUUUGUUUCAACCAGCCUUUAAGCCAGUGUUUCUUAAGAGGGGAGGAAAACGUGUGAUGUUUGCAUUAUUCGGAAGCAUUUAGCAACUUACAGAUACAGGAAUGAGCAGAAUUUGAAAUACAAGCAGUGGUAGAAAAUUGAUAAUAUAUUAAACAGAAGAAUGUCUUAGGUGAAAUGUUUAUUAGAAUACAGUAUGUAAAUGGGAUGGGAUUAAGAAUAGCAUGGAGGGAAAGAUGGGAAGUCAAAGCUUAAAGAGAAAUGCAUAAAAGAUUUGGAAUCUGGAAUUCAUAUGUAAAGAUUUUAAAAUUUAAUUAAAAAAUUGACUCCCCCAUCCAAAAAAGGGGGGGGGUGAGAGCUUGUUCUUUAAAAGGGAAGGGUUGUACCCAGAAAUGUUUCUCUUGGACUAGACCCAUUGCAGUCAGUGGAUAAUUGCUUUCAAUGGGACUACUUUGAGCCUGACUUAAUCAAACGCAACCCAGGCUUUGGAAUAGAGGCAUGGAGGAAAGAGUUAGAAUUUUGGAAGUUUACGUGAUGCUUUGCCACGAUGAUCCCAAACCUGUUUGGGAAGCAGUUCUGCGACUUCCAACUCAUCUUUUCUGCUAGGCUUGGGACACAAGGUAGAGGAGAUGACGAAUCAAGUUAUUCUCCGCAGACAGUUGCAAAGCCAGAAUCAAAAAGCCUGUGCUUUUAAAUAAUAUCAGCAGUAGGUAACAUAUCUCUUGUCUUUCCCGUUGCUACUUUGUGGUAAUGCUUUGAAUUAAAAGAGAACUUGCUUAUAUAAUGUUCUCCUACUAGGUUUCAGUUCAUUAUUUUGUGUGUUGUUGUUUUUUGUACUUGAAGGUUCCCCGGGAAAGGAGAACGUCAGCAGUGAAACCAGAUGUAGAUCAUUCUGACCAAGAACAUGGCAAAAGGUUCAGUAUUCAAACUUGAAAUGUUUUUUUUUAAAAAAAAAGAAAGUAAGAAAGAAAGAUAGUUGGAGGCAACAGCAUCUCGAAGGCCAGAGGUUCCCCAUCCCUGCUCCUCAGGUAUCACAUGAAUGAAGUUUGGCCAACGGUAUCCACUCUUGUCCUUGCCUGGUGGCAGGCAGAGCAAAGUAAAUAGAGAUGAGUAGGUCCAUGUUGGCAGGCCUGACCAUUCACAAGAGGAGAAGCACUAGAAUGCCUAGAGUCCUAGGAGUUCUCUUUGUGGCCAGGAACCCUGUCAGUCAAGGUAAAAAGAUCAUAGAGCUGCUGUGGAAGAUGCAACGUAACUUGAAAAGUUGGAGGUGCAUGAUGAGUUUCAACUGCCUCUUUUCUUGAUAGCUCCAGGUUGCCACAAAUUUAUUAAUAAUACUCCCAUGAUGGAAACACAUAUAUUGGAAAGAUGUUGUUCUGCCUGUUCCUUUGUGGAAUGUACCUAUUGAUGGGGAUGUCUUCAGCCUAGGCUUGGAAAGCCAUGGCUGCACAUCAAUGGCAUGAUUGUUUUUACGGUAGCUUGUGAAUGGAGUCAAGGCAUUGGAAGACAACUUAAAAGGAUAGACUGUUCAUUUCCCUUUACUCUGUCUGGUCCACAUCUACUCACCCAAAAUGGGUUGGCUCACGUCAUUCAGAUUGUAGUGAGGUAACGGCAGGGAGCAGGCAGGUCUGUGCUAGAAACAGAGUUGCUGAAGGAUGAGGGGAAAACCCGACACCUUUACAGGUAAUGAUUUCUCCAGUACUGGAUGUAUCAGAAUUAUUGCAUCAUUAUGUUGAUGCGUAAAAUGCACUCCAUGUGAAUUUUAAAGCUAUUUAUGUGAAUAGUCUUUGGCUGCACACAUUUUAUUCUGAAAUCAAUGGAGACUGAGUACUUGCAUUUUGUACAUUAUCCACACACAAUCUAGUUUUGUUGCAUUGUUGUUGUUUUUUGCCCAUCCUGAGAAACUGGAAAUAAAAUUUCAUUGCAGAUUUAUUCUGAGUUACCCUGCAGUGUGUCCAUUUGAAAAGAGAUGGUCCUGGUAAUUGGGGUGGGGGUUGCAUCCAUGCAUAUCCAGUGAUGUUGUGGGUCAUACCAAGAUGGCAAUCACCACUUCCUUCGUUCACCCGGGGCAUGUGCCUGGAGGAAAAGGCACGAAUAACAUAAUCAACGGGGAGGGUUUUCAAAUGUGUAUCAAGUAAUUAUACAUGGCUUCGUGGAUGGCAGGAUCUAGACUAAAUCAAGAUUGAAAGCAGCAUGUUGAAGAAGAGCAUUAAAGAUUCUGGAUUGAGAAAAGCUACGGUUUUUGUGCUACAAAUGCGUUGGUGUGUAUGCAGCCGUUCUCUCACCAGAGUAUAACCAGAACAAGAAAGCUCAGUGGAGAAAAACUCAAAGGCAACUGAACACUGGUGAGGGCUCAUCAUUAAGUCUACCUAGUGGCAGUGAAGGCAGCAAAGAAGGCAGACUUUGCUGCUCCAUUGCGUCCACAUGGUGCUGUCCAGCAGAGCUUUUCCGGGUAGUGCAGGACCAUUUAUAGUCUGGCCUAAAGGAGGUGGCAGAACUGACAGUAGUUUGCUGUGACUUGUUUGCAAAGCAUUUUGAGGAUAAAAUUGCUUGCAUCCGCCAGGACUUGGACUCCACUGUUGAAUCUCGAGAGGUUACCCAGAGUACUGUCUAGUCCUGUUACGUUGGAUGAGCUUCAGUUAGUAAGGCUUGAGGAUGUGGACAAGGUGCUUGGAUCAAUCAGGGCAACCACAUGCUCUAUGGACCCUUGCCCCUCUUGGCUCAUAAGAAAAACUAGCAGGGAUGGACAGCUGGCUGGGUCAGGGAGGUGAUUUACGGCUCCCUGCAAGAGAAGGUGGUCCCUGCCAGCUUGAAGGAGGGAGUAGUAGAAUCAUUCCUCAAGAAAAGCCUCAUUGGAUUUGGAAAAUCGAAGUAAUUAUUGGCCAGUUGCCAAUCUCCCCUUAUUGGGCAAGAUUCUUGGGUGGGUGGCUGCAGAUCAGAUCCAGGCGCUCUUGGAGGAAACUGAUUUUCUAGAUCCAGUUCCACUGGGGUUUAGGCUCGGUUUUGACACAGAAACUGCUUUGGUCGCCCUGUAACUCUGUCAGAAGAGAGACAGUGGAAAUGUGUGCUUGUUAGUUCUUCUUGACCUCUCAGUGGCUUUUGAUACCACUGGCUAUAGCCUUCUGGAGAGGCCGUCUGAGUUGUGGGUGGGUGGCACUGCUUUACAGUUGUGCCAAUCUUACUUGGAUGGUUGUUUCCAGAGAGUGAUGCUCUUUGGCCCUGUUAAGCCUUCAACAUGGGGUUCAUCAGGCUUUGAUUUUAUCCCCUAUGCUGCUUAUAUCUAUAUGAAACCGCUGAGUGGGGUCAUCUGAAGUUCUGGAGUAUGUUGUCAGUAAUGUACUGAUGACACACACCUCUGCUUCUUUGUAUCUGCAGGUGUGGCAGUAGAUGUGCUGGACUGUUGUCUUGCCUUGGUAAUGGCCUGGAUCAAAGCCAGUAAACUGAAGCUCAAUCCAGAUAAGGCUGAGGCACUGUUAAUGGGUGGUUCCUUAUACCAGAUGGAUGGAAGGUUGCCUGCUUUUGAUGGGGUUACAUUUCCUUUGAAGUGGCAGGUACACAGCUUGGGGAUACUUCUGGACCCCUUGCUGUCACUUGAGGCUUAGGUGGCCUUGGUGGCAUGGAAUGCCUUCCAUCAGCUUCAGUUGGUGGCACAGCUGUGCCCCUAUGUGGACAGGUAUAGCCUUACCUCUGUCAUCUGUGCUCUGGUAACCUCUAAGUUAGAUUAUGCAAUGCGUUAUACGUAGGGCUGCCUCUGAAGAUGGUUUGGAAACUGGACCUGGCACAGAAUUCAGCAGCCAGGUUGCUCAAUGAGGCAAGACAGUUGAGCAUAUAACACCAAUACUGACCCGACUGUACUGUCUGCCAAUUAGUUUCCGGGCCUAAUUCAAAGUGCUGGUUUUGACCUUUUUAAGGCCUUAGACGGCUUAGGACUGCAAAACCUCUAGGACCGCAUCUCACUGUACAAACUGACCUGGAUCCUACAACCAUCGUCUGAGGCUCUUCUUUAUAUGCCUCCUCUGCAAGAGGUCUGGAGGGUGGCAACAUGAGAACAGGCAUUUUCUUCAUUAGCUCCCUAUUUGUGAAAUGCUCUCCCCAGGGAGGGUAGCCUGGCGCCUUCAUUACAUACAUGCAUCUUCUCCCAGACCUUUGGCUAACUAAACAAUCCAUAGCCUUUUAAACUGGGGUGGGUGGGUGUGUUACUGUUUUUGUUUGUUAUUAUGGUAUGUCUUUUUGUGUUUUUAUAUUGUAAACCGCUCUGUGAUCUUCGGAUGAAGGGCAGUAUAGAAAGUUAAAUAAGAAUAAUAAUACACUGGGAAACCCCAAUGUAUGAUCUGAAGGCACAUGAGGCCAUCAUCUUGCUGAAGUUAAGCAAAUCCAGUGCUUGGAUUGGGUACCUGCGAACCUCAUGCAUGCUGCCUUGGUUCCAUGAUGGAAGAUAUAUGGGGUAUUAAUGCAGGGCUGGCUCAAGACAUUUUGGCACCUGAGGUGGGCCCCCAAAUGGCACCUGGCUCCUUGCCAGGGAAGAAGCCAUGAAGGAGAGCUACACCAGGAACAAGGAGGGAAGGAAGAUUGACAUUGGAAUCUGCUGCCCUGGUGGAUUCUGCCGCCUGAGGCAGUCACCUCACUUUGUCUCAUGGGAUGGCCGGCCCUGUAUAAAUGUAAGACGGGGGAAAUCCUUCCCAGAGAAGGGAGCUGAUAUGAGGCAAGCUUGGGUUCCAGGGCCUGCCAUUUUAGAAAUUUUUUCCGCCUCCCACUCCCAAGUGCUUAAUCUGCCACCUCUCAUUUGUUUAGGAACUGUAUACCGAACAUGGCGGAACAGUCGCUCAUUUCUGCUGGGGAAAACCGAGUGCAAGUCUUGAAAAACAUGCCUUUGAAUAUCGUUCUUCCGCACACUUCCCAGAUGGGUGUUGACAAGCGGGGCCACCUGACUACUCCGGACACGACUGUCACGGUCUCCAUCGCAUCCAUGCCCACCCAUUCGAUCAAGACGGAAACUCAGCCGCACAGCUUUACAGUGGGCAUCCCUCCAGCUGUCUAUCACCCAGAGGCACCUGAGCGGGUGGUGGUUUUAGACAGGAGCCUGAGUGCUGACCAGUUUAGCUCCAGCGCCCAGCCUCAGAAUUCCCAGCGCCGUACUCCGGAUUCCACCUUCUCAGAGUCUUUCAAAGAAGGCGUGCAAGAGGUACAGAAACAACGUGCCUCUUUUGCUGAGCAUGCUCUGUCCAGCACUUGACACAUUGAGGGUGGCUGGGUUUGCCACGGGAGCACAAAAAAGCCACAGGCUGCAGUGUUGAGCUGCAGAAAUGUGGCUUCUGGAGCAUCUUGAAAGUAAAUUGUUAAGGUUGUGAUCCUGUUGAAUUCCAUAGAACUUUCUAAAUAGGCAUGCACAGGGUUGCACUGCAAUUUACAGUGGAACCUUGGUUCUCGAACUUAAUCCGUUCCGGGAGUCCAUUCGACUCCCAAAACUGUUUGAAAACCAAGGCCUGGCUUCUGAUUGGCUGCAGGAGCUUCCUGCACUCAAGCAGAAGCCACGUUGGACGUUCGACUUCCGAAAAACGUUUGCAAACCAGAACACUUACUUCCGGGUUUACGGCAUUCAGCAGCCAAUUUGUUCGUCAACCAAGCCAUUUGAGAACCAAGGUACCACUAUACAUGUAUUUAAGAAAAGCAGCUUUUGAACCCUUAAUGCAGUGGUGGAGAUCCAUUUUUCAGCCUCAGGGCCAUAGGCUAUCAUGGGUGGUUUUCUGGGGGGCUGCAUAUCAGUGGUGGGCGGGGCCUGAAGCAGAAGUGGGCGGAGCAAUGUACAAGAAUCGUUUCUUCAUACAGUAAACUAAAUUCGGUUCGUGCAAAAGCCAGAGCUUUCACUACAUGCAUACUCAUGUGCAAGGCACAUGUUCUCUCACAUUCUCUCUGUCUCUCUCUCUCUCACACACACAACCUUCCAUCCAGGCAAGAAAGAGGCAUUUCAAGGACACAUUCCAGCCAGACAACAGCAUUCAAAAGUUGCAGGACAGAGUAGUGGGUGUCACCUGGGCGAAAGCCCUUGGAGCCAAAUAAGAGAUGCCUGAACGGCUGCAUUUGCCCCCUGGGCCAGAGGUUCCCCACCCAGUUUGCAGAUAGAUUCAAAGCAGUUUGGUAGACCUUGGCUGACAAACCUCUGAAGUCAGAGCAGUCGAUGAAUAAUAUAUAUUUUUCCCCAGUGGCCUUCUCAGUUACUAGCAAAAGCAGAGUAAAUCGUGUCGGGUAGUAAAAACUUUGAAAUAAAUUUAUGCUGAAUAAGGCAUCAUGCAAAUUCGAUUUAGUUUAUAAAAACUAAAUAAAUACAGGCGGCUCACGUAAUCACAGAAAGUUUGACCUUUUUCUUAAAAGUCCAGAAUGCCUACAAGUCCUGCCGAUAAAUAACUAUUGCAUCCCUUCUUCCCCUUGCCCCUCUGAUUUAGCGCACUGCUCCUUAAUCUGUGCAUGGGUAUCAGGUUCUCUUUAAUUCUUAUGUAAACCUGAAAUAUCAAUCCGGUGGAUUAGAAAUAGAAGAUUUUCUCAAAGGCCUGUGGGUGUAAUGUACUAAAUUUAAAACAAAAGCAACCACUAUAGAAUGCGAAAUCACUAGCAAAAGCACAUGGCUCAUUUUACAGGGCAGAGAGAGAGCUCCUUCAGCUUGAAUGUGUGGUAAUGAUAUCGGCACGGCAGGAAUAUGUACAUGAUCUGUGUGUGUGUGUGUGUGUAAAAAAAAAGUGUGCUAAAUGCAGCAUCACAGAAAGAAACAGCUGUGGACCUAAGCGUAAAACCCUCUAAAACUCAGAAUACCUUGUUCAAAUGUCAGAACUGGAGCUAAGCUUUUUCUUCUUAUAGGGCUCUUGAAAGAUAUUGGAAAUGCCGCACUUUGAAAGUGUGAAAAUCAGCUUUUUCCACAGUGCCCUGCCUUGUGCUGGCCUAGUUUUUUCUUUCCCCCACCCCUGGUGCACAUAUUAAGUGGACGGCAGUAAACAUGCCAAGUUAAAGGGCAUGUUAAACACUUCAUUAAUGAUAAAUUUAGGACUGGACCACUGUUGUUAUUAUUUUUUUAAACUGCCAACUAUGCUUGAAACAAUUAUUAAUACUUUCAGGUUUUCUUUCCUGCCGAACUGAACCUCCGGAUGGCCGGCAUGAAUUCUGAAGACUACGUGUUUGAAAGCAUUGCUGGGUAAUCUCCUAUCCAUUAGAUCCAACUGUUGUGAAAUUCUCUACCUCCCUCUCUGGCGCACAGUAGGGCUUGACUUGGCACGCCCUCAGUAUUGCUCUGCCUUCUUGCUUACGCUCUCUGCUCAUGCUUGUGGAAUGGAAGACGUGAACCCCGUGGGUGGCAAGCUGAGUGGAUGAUCACCUGGACUUGCCUAGGUUUUAGUGUUAUUCCCUGACAUGUUGCACUGACUGCUGGGCUGAGUACACAGCCAUACAUUUAAAGCACACGACUUCUCUCAGGAUUCUUUGGGAGAAGCCAUGUGCUUUAAUUGUAUGUUGUGUGCAGCCUGGGUUUCUGCUGUUUGAACCUCGAGCUCAGGAGAACUAGCAUACCCGCCACCAUUUCCCCAAUGAAAAUACGGACAUCAUGUUCCAUCAUCAUCAUUUUAUUAUUUAUAUGCCGCUGAGAUGAGCUUGGGCAAGUCACCGUCUUGUCCUAUCCUACUGCAUGGGUAUGUUGUGAUUGGUGAUGAUAACAGGAUAUUGCCCCAUGUACACCAGCUUGAGCUCUUAGAGCAUGGUGUGAAUUUGGCUGAUAGACAGAUAAUCGCCGUAUGCCUGCUCAGAAGAGAUUUAUAGGGUGUAAAAGCAUAACUCAUAAAGUGUCUAUAAAGAGAGAGCUUUUUAACUUACCCUUUGUUCCCCCUGCCCAAUAUCUUUGAAUCAUGAUUUGCUAGUCCUAAAUAAACAGAUGUCAUGAUUUAGAAUGCCAUUACACUAAAAAGUAGCAUUUGUGUACACUUUUGUUUAUCUGUUAUGUUCAGAUUCUUUCCAGAUAUAAUUGGCUCCUAAGGCUUCCCCCUUCUGGUUUUUCAGGAACAACUUCGAAUACACACUGGAAGCUUCUAAAUCGCUUCGGCAGAAGCCCGGAGAUAAUACAAUGACGUAUUUAAACAAGGGCCAGUUCUAUCCCAUUACACUGAAGGAGAUGAGUGGUGGUGAAGGAAUCCAUCAGCCCAUCAGUAAAGUUCGAGUGAGUUGGCACACUAGGAACUAUGUGGGAGGAGAAGCUGGCAGCAGUGGCGGGCUUUGGGCUCUUAAAUUCCGACACUAAAAUUCACCCCCAGGCCUUUCACAUUCCAUUCUGCAGUAUUGUUGUGGCACCCCCUGCAGUGUGGCAUCUAGUGCGGCCGAACCAGUCGCGUGCCCUAAAACCACCUCUGCUGUAAGUGCAGUGAAAAAUUUUAGGAGUCCAGCGGAAGUAGUCAGCGAUGUUCCCAAAAGGGUGUGCAGUGAUUCUGGCAGUAAGCUAGGCACAAUGUUCUGCAUCAGCUGUAGUUUCCAGUCAUUUUCAAGAGUGAAGAGCAUAUUGCAGUAACCUAAUUUAAACUUGAUAUUGCAAAUAUGCACAAUGGGUUGUAAUCAGUUAAGCCAGAUAUUUGGAGUAGACUUGAAAUCAAUGGGCUAAAAGUAGGAAUGGAGGAGAAAUUAUAUUCAGUUCACACUGAAAGAAAAAAACCAAAAACCUACCUGUGGUAAUUUGCAGCUUCCAAAACGACUUGAGAACUAGCGAUCCCUCAAAAUUUACUCUUCUUUAGAUUUUGCAAUAGGGACGCGGGUGGCGCUGUGGGUUAAACUACAGAGCCUAGGACUUGCUGAUCAGAAGGUCGGCGGUUCAAAUCCCCGUGACGGGGUGAGCUCCCGUUGUUCAGUCCCUGCUCCUGCCAACCUAGCAGUUCAAAAGCACUUCAAAGUGCAAGUAGAUAAAUAGGUACCGCUCCGGCGGGAAGAUAAACGGUGUUUCCGUGCGCUGCUCUGGUUUGCCAGAAGCGGCUUAGUCAUGCUGCUCACAUGACCCGGAAGCUGUACGCCGGCUCCCUCGGCCAAUAAAGCAAGAUGAGCGCCACAACCCCAGAGUCGGUCACGACUGGACCUAAUGGUCAGGGGUCCCUUUACCUUACUAGAUUUUGCAAUAUAGUUCUCCAGCCAAGUAAUGUGUAAAUAUACUGGGGGGAAGUAUACAUUAAAAAUGCACAUGUUAGUGAAAAUAACGUACCCCAAAAUGGAUUCUACUUGAGGAAAUUUCUUCGGAAAAAUAAGUAUAUUGGAUAAAAUUGCAUAUGGAUGUGUCUAUUAGGAGAAAUCUGCAUGAAAAUGCUGGUGAAUUUUCAUGAAGCCUUUUAAAAAAAAAUAAAAAAUUGCAAAGUGAUGUGGAAAUGUGGAAAACGGAACUCAAAGAUGGGAAAAAUGAGAAACCGCAAUUGGCCGAAAGUCACGACAAAAGUCCACUGAUUUCAAAGGGUUUACAUUGUGUAUGACUUAGCUGAAUGCAACCCAUUUAACUGAAUGCACACCUAUGGGUUAUUGGGAUUCGAGUUUGCUUUGUUUCUUCUCCUUAUUUUAUAAAAGAAGAGCUACCACACAGGAAUGGAGUCACCAAGUCAGCUUACCCCCAAAGGCUCCUCCCCGCCCCCCCGGCUCAUUUAUUGCCAGUGCAUUUUAAUUAUUUGUUCAGUGGCCAAAUAAAUCAACCAGGUCCCUAGUUUCUCUCCGUAUUUUUGGUGUUGCUUUGAAUGCCAUUGGAUCAAGGGGUAGCUCUGGCACUUUUCCGACUCUUGCUCCCACCCUCUUAAUGGUCAGGGAAAUUCUUUUCACAAGCCCACCCAUGUGGGCAGAUUUUGUGAAGCUAAAUAGCAAGUUGUUGAGCAAGGAUGGGGAGCCUGUGGUCCUUAACAUUGGGCUACAGUUCCCAUGGGACGCUGGUGGCGCUGUGAGUUAAACCACAGAGCCUAGGGCUUGCCGAUCAGAAGGUCGGCAGUUCGAAUCCCCUUGACGGGGUGAGCUCCCGUUGCUUGGUCCCUUCUCCUGCCAACCUAGCAGUUUGAAAGCACGUCAAAGUGCAAGUAGAUAAAUAGGUACUGCUCCGGCGGGAAGGUAAACAGCGUUUCCGUGGUUCGCCAGAAGCAGCUUAGUCAUGCUGGCCACAUGACCUGGAAGCUGUAUGCCGGCUCCCUCAGCCAAUAAAGUGAGAUGAGCACCGCAACCCCAGAGUCGUCCGCGACUGGACCUAAUGGUCAGGGGUCCCUUUACAGUUCCCAUAAUCCUUCACCACUUCUGAAAGGCCACUGGUUCUGCACCCCUAGGAAUUCAGAGGCAUCUACGUAUAUCUGAGUAGCCGUGUUCGCACUUCAGCUUAAAAAGGCCGGCAGAAUUGCCUAGAUUAAGCUACCAGCUUAAUAAACACUUUGCUUCCUUCCCUGUGAAGUGUCUUUGCCAAAGACCCUCUGGCCUUUAUGUCAAUUAAGCUCUGCUCUCUUUGAACCUGUCCCUCUUUUUCCUCCACUUUUGAAGAGUGUCAUCAUGGUUGUAUUCGCCGAAGACAAAACCAGAGAGGAUCAACUCCGGCACUGGAAGUACUGGCACUCUCGGCAGCACACAGCCAAACAAAGGUGCAUUGACAUAGGUAAGAAAUCAUCCCAGCUGCAGGUGCCAGGACAGCGCUUGGCAGGAUUCAGUUCUCUGCUCACGUUCGUUCUUUUUACUGCACAUGCCCAAGGCUAUCUUUUGGCCACUGUUCAACGUGGCUUCAGUUCUUGUUCAUUACAGUUCUUUGGUUGCACGAGAAAUAUUCUAAGCCAUCCUAAUAUUUUGGGUGAGGGGGCAGCUAUACAGCUCUGAACAUAUAAUGGGGUACUUGCGUUUGGUUUGGUGGUGUUGGUUGGUUACCCAAAUGGGUGGGUCAGCACUUAUAAAUCAAGAUGUUCCUGGACUACAACUCCCAUCCUCCUUGACCACUGGCCAUGUGAAUUUGGGCUGAUGGGAGUCCAAGAACACAUGGAGACCCCCACAAGUUAGCCACUCCUGGGCAAUAGCAUGCAGUGGGGGUUGUAAGGUUGCAUAAUCUUCCGUGACUGGUACAAAUUGGUUGCUUUUAGGCCCGUUUUGGUGUCAAUGAUGCUAUUUCUGUGUUGAGUUGCCUUUGGGGCUGCUGAAAUCUGUUACGCUUGUUUUCUGUCUUCUGGUGGGAGCCGCAGACUUUCUGAACAGCCAUUUUCUGAACUUUGAUCAUCCCCCCCACCCCACCUCCAAAAGAGAAACCCAACCCAACUGUCUGAUUAUAUUCCUCUGUUUCUACCAUCACCCUCCCGAGAAAGCGCAGUUCAGUUUUUAAUUCCUAGAGUGUUUGGGCCUAGUAGAGGCUGCUUGUAGCUCAUGCCCUGUGCUCCAGUGUCCCUUGGCCCUUAGUCCUGAACAUGUGUAGAUGAGUUGCGGUGACUCAAGGUAGAAGGGAAAGGCACUCUGCACAUGGGCAAAUCUGCUGUCGCUUAUUACUCAGGUGUUUUGGAGGUGAGCUGCUGGUGUUGUUAAACAGGUUCCAGGAAUGAGUUGAGUCCCUGGCACAACUCAAGCUACAGGUAGAGUUGGGGCAGGGAGAUGAAAGAUGGCAUUGCAGAUACCUGCUUGCCUACAGCUAAGCUGUGAUUGGCCAGAUUCCAGGUUCCUUUGGUUCAAGGUUGAGUUGCACUCCCAGCCCUUUCCUCCUGUGAAUAAAAAGAGGGAUUAAUCACUUGGCACUUAAAGGCAGACGCACACGUAAAUCUUCCUUUAUUAUUAAAGGGUGGUUUUUUUUAUUAUUAUCAAGAGUAUAUAUCCUUGUUAUGCUGGGGUGACAUUUCUCGUACAAAACCACAGGGCACGGCAAGGAUAGCAGGUGCCACCUCUUUCCUUUUAGAACUUUAUGUUUCAUUUCCUGAUUAUUAUUUUUUUGCUUUUUAAAAAUAAAAAGAAAGCUUACUACAGAGAUGCCCACAGGCAACAACUCUUGGUUGCUUUUUUAUUGCUCUCCAGUACACCAAUGUGCUUCCAAGAUGGAAGAAAAUAAAUGACGCUAUACUAGGCCUGUAUGUAGCAUCAAUAGAUUAACAUACUAUAUUGUAUGUGUGUUUUCUCUUAUCAACAGCUGACUACAAGGAAAGCUUCAACACGAUCAGUAACAUUGAAGAGAUAGCCUAUAACGCCAUUUCCUUUACUUGGGACAUCAACGACGAAGCAAAGGUAAGCAUUCAGGCUUAUUUUUCCUGGCCCCCUUUCUUGUGUAAAAGGGGAGAAAGGAGGUGUAUCUUAACAUGGCAUAUCGUUAGAUUUUUAUUUGCUUUCUGCUUUUAAGAAAUAGUUGCUGGAGCAUUGCCAAAGUGUGUUUGAAUACAAAUAAAGUGUUUGUUGUUGUUUUUUAAAGUGGAGGGACAAUCAGUAUUGGGGAUUGACGUGGCUAUUUUUCAGUCUACCUUGCUGCUCCCAGCUCCCCAAAUCAGUUUAAUAGAAGGAAAGUGAGCAGGAACAGGAGAGUGAAACAGGCUCCUGCAAAAAGCAGAAAUUACUUCAGCAUGUUAGUAAAUUAUUACAUAGAGACCUAUGAGCUACCAGGUGCUUUUAGGGCUUGUUCUCACUGAGGAGACUGCCUGGCAAGAUCUCAGACUGCUACACCUAUUCAAACAGACGUCUUUCAGCCACCUAAGUUUAAACAGAGGUGUGUUUGCAGGCUGCAACUUGCAAUCCUCUGCAAACGGCCCAUCUCUUCUGUCAAAGUGUCAUUUUGUGUCAGAUUUACUAGUCACCUUCUUAGUCCCCCUUUGCUAUGCAGACGUCACUAAACAGCACAAUGCAGCCUUCGGGUGCUUGGUACUACAACUCCCAUCAGCUCCAACCAGCACCGGGGGGGGGGUGGGUGAAGCCUUGUAUAAUGGACGUAUUGCAUUGGGAAAGUUUCCGCUUCAUAUUGUGGUGUGAAGCAGUUAAGUUAGACAACAAAAUGGUCUUGGUCUGGCCCAGCUGUCUCACAUUUUGGUGUCCGCCUCUAACACAUCAGAGAUGAAGCCGUUUGUCCUUUCUCUAGCACAGGCCCCCCCAAACUCGGCCCUCCAGAUGUUUUGGGACUACAACUCCCAUCACCCCUAGCUAACAGGGCCAGUGGUCAGAGAUGAUGGGAAUUGUAGUCCCAAAACAUCUGGAGGGCCGAGUUUGGGGGUGCCUGCUCUAGCAAGUCUGAGUGAUCUAGGCAACCAUUCAGAAGGGAGGAAAUGGGGCGGGCUUUCACAGUUGAAUUGGGCAGUGGACUCUUUAAAGGAAGGAUUUGUGAGCAAGAGGAGGCAGUGAUUCGGGGAUGGGCAGUAGAAUUUGUUCCAAACCUUUUAUUGCAAAAUAAGUAUUCCCCUUUCACCAUGUAACCCUGACGUGUUUAUCCUUCCAACCCAAAUGGCAGUGUUUCAGCACCUGAUGCCUAAAAUGGCAUUACUUCGUGAAGUUGGUAUCGGUUACCAACCUCAGAAUCUAAAACGCUAUAAUCCUUUGGCAAACUAGCUCUUUGGGGCACUGGCAGCCAUAGAAGCACAUUUCCGCAGGUGACAAUAGCUCCAUUCAGUAUGCUGCUUCAUCUCUGCAUCUUGCAAAGUAACCCAGUCAUUCAAGUGUAUCCUCGUGGUCUUCAUGCUAAAGUGGGUGGUAUUCUCCACACUACCCGGCCCCCUAAAAGGACAAGCAAACUGACACAUCAUGGCCAAGUCACUCACCUUGAGAUCAUCCAAGUCAUUGGGCAGAUUCUGAAAAGGAGGCUGCUACAUUUUGAACCAGCAACAUCAAAAUUAUGCAAAACAAAACUUAUGAAUUCUUUUUUGCAUGUUGGUUGCAUAUGUGCAGAUGUUUUAUCCAAACCUACUCAAUUUGCAUAUUCUAAAUUGAUGUCCUGGGUUUUUUGCAAACCACUGGGGAAGGAGGGAGACAAUAGAGGGUGUUUAGAUACACAUCUAGGAGUAAGGACAGGUAGCUAGGUGAUGUUUCCCAGUUCCUAAACAUGGUCAGUAUUUGUCAGCAGAUUAGGGUUUGGGAAGUAAGUGACCAAGGACUACUGUAUCUUACAGUGCAUUCCUAUUCUUGUCUACUCAUGAGUAGAAAUGAGUAAAUCUCAUUGUGUUCUGUGUGACUUACCCCCAAGUAAGUGGAUAUAGGAUUGUUGUAUUGGAAUGGCUAUACUUUAGUUUUCUCAUGCAGCUUGCAGGCCUGACGGGGUAGAUUCAUUAGUUCCCUGUUUUCUUUUGGGCUUUCUUCUUAAGUGCAGUUGCAUAUUUCAGAAAAUCAUUAUCCUGUAGUUCUUUUUUCUUUUUCUAACCCUCCCCCCACCUUUUUAUUUAUUUAUACUGACCUAGUAAAAUCAACAAUGAUUGUGAUGCAAAAAUGACCUAUAUACAUUCUGGAUUGCUAUGCUUCCUAAUUUAUUUAUCCCCCCCCCCUUUUCUGUGUGAAUGUAUUUGAUGGUGGUUCUUGAUCAGAUUACUUGUAGACAGAGCAGCAAUUCUUUCCCACUGCUCUGAUCUUAUCGGGAGGAGGCUUAGCCAAUUUCAACAAUUUUUAUUGCAUGGUUCAUUUGACUUGCUCUUUCUUUCUUUCUUUCUUUCUUUCUUUCUUUCUUUCUUUUUUGACAAAGGCCUUGUGUGGUGCAGUACUGUACGGAACCCCUACUACAUUUAGUGCCAUGUGGAUAUCGAUGGUGACUUUUUUUGCAUUAAAUGUUUUUUAUGAACCAGCAGUACAGAUCAGGGUUAUAUAAUUAUGAUAAACUUCAUUCAGUUUACUCAGAACUGCAUGAAUGUCUGAUGAUUUCCACCCCCAUCCCAAAGAAACAGAAAGUGUGGGAACUAGUUUGGGAACAGAAAGAUGAAGUAUGAUGUGAAUCAGUUGGAAAUUAAGGUUGGGGUGGCUCAAGGAAGGAUAAGCGAACUAGGGUGAAAUGAGAGUGUGUUUUCCUGUGUCCAAAGCUUGUAUUGAGGCAAGCCAGAUAUAAAUAGACAUGGAAGCCAGUCAGCACUGUGACUCCUUCCUCUUCCCCUAUGACACUCUUUGGGCUCACAGUAGAGGAAACCUGGCAGUGUCAGCAUCAAUGCCAACUGCUAAAUGUCAGGCAAGGGAAGAAGCCUGCUCAUAACCAGCCACAAACUUAAUCCCUUUUUAUUUCACCCUUAGCAAGCCAGUGAUGUCCCUUUCUACGCCACCUCUGCAGUGAACCAAGUUAGAAGUUGAGGGCAAGGAAGAGGGUUCUAUGAGUUGGUUUUGCAUAUUCCUUGUUGGCUGGACCAUGUGUGCAAUGAAGCUUCAUUUCUUCAUUUUCCUCCAUUCAGUCUGAGAACGAGCUGUUAGGGCUCUGUUUCCUGUUGCCCUUGCUAUCUGUUUGGAUAUUGCCACUCAUCCUAUAGGGAGGAGAGCCCAUGCUAACUUUGCACAGACUCCCUUUCAGUUGCUUCUGGCAAAAAUAUAAAGGGCAAGCAGAUAAGACAGCAAAAGGCACAAUGACACAGCAACUCCACUGUCAGUUACCGAUUGUACUUUAAUUCAAAGUGUGUGGAGGGCCAUCAGGCCAUUGCAAUCUAAUAAACUCACAAAGUCAAGCAGCACAGUGAAGUGCUAAGAAUACGGUCUGUUAAACCUUUUGCAUAUCCCAUUUAGUAUGCUUGCAAAGUGCUCCCCUCCUUCUACCCUUCUUGCAACAAACAGACCACACACACUGUUAAGUAAGUUUAAAAUGAUUUACUUACAAAACAUUCCAAAAGUCAGAUUUCAUGCAUUUAUCCAAGCAGCAGCAGGGAAAACACAAGCUGAAUGCUCUGAGGUAGAAAAUACAGAAUGAUAGCUUCAAACAUGUGCUCUAAGCUUGGGUCUUGUUUAGGUACAUCUUCCGCGGUCUCCCUCACUGGAGAAGAGGGGGGCAUGACCUAGCUGUGUCUAGGAACACAGCUCUAUGAUCUUAACCCCUUCUUGCACUAACUAGCACUCAUGCAUAGUUAUGUUUGACUGCAAUUUCCCACAAGAUGUGAGACAGGAUCUUCCCUGGUUCGAGUCGUGCCAUGCUUAUGAAUUUUGUCAUGUGGCAUUCGGCAGGCCUCUUUUCCCUCGGCUUCAGCCCCACCCCCAAAUAAAUCUGUAUAUGGAAUAAUAAUGCUGGCCCACCUUCCAGAGGUGGGAACCUGUUUCCCUCCAGAUGUUGUUGGAAUUCAACUUCCAUCAGAUCCCCAGCAAGCAUGACAAAUGGUCAGGGAUAACAGAAGUUGUAUUCCGCAUCGCUACAAGUUCCUGAUUCCUGGUGUAAGCAUUACUAGGAGAAUUUGUGGUGAAGAAUUUUGAAAACCUUAAAAUGCCAUGUAAAUAAAAUACUAACACCGUUGUUAUUCUGCUCAGUGUGCAACCAGAAUAUGUUUGGGUCUGUUCUCGAAGUAAAAGUCUAUUUAAAGGAAUCCCUCUCCCCGAAGGACUUCCCAAAGAUAACCAAACAAAAGUAGCUUUAUGCUGAAAUGAAAUCUAUGAGCUCCCUAUGUUCUAGUUGUGGGAUUUUAUGUUUUUGUUUAACUUGUUCCCUGAAGAACAGGUGUGCUGCUUCCUGCAAUUUGACCCCCAGGUGUUUUUUGUGUUUUGCAUGAUGUGAAUUUAUUAGGUUAAUAAGAGUAGUAGGUCAUUUCUCAUUUUCCUGGGCUGUGAGUGUUGCAUGUAGCCACAGCGAUGCCUUCUUAAUGAAGCUUUUAGUCAUGUGGCACUUUAAAGGAAGGUGUUGCCGCAGGUUUUGCCUGUCUUGAGAUACCAGUUUGGUGAGGAUGAAACUAAAUGGGAGGCAUGCGGAUGAGUCAAUCAAGCUUUAAUGGCAUUUGUAAUGAGAGGGAGUGUAGCAUUGACACCAGCAGUACAAUCCUCUGCAUGCUUCCCCUUUAAGUUCUCUGUUUCUGGGGCUCAUUCCAGGUAAGAGUGAGUAAGAUUGCAGCCUCAGCUUUCCCCCCCCUCCUUUGACUGUAGCUCCAAAUCCUGCUUUGCAUUAUUAAUUGCUUCGACUGCAGCUGCAGUCUUAACCCCAUUUACCUGAGAGUAAGCAUCGCUGGAUUCAGUAGGUCUUGCUUCUGAUUGGAUGUGGUUUGGAUUGCGGCGUAACAUCUGAUUCUUCUUCACAGUGUUUCAGGAACGCCACUUUUGCUGCUUAUCCACAGUUCGUUUGCUCCAUCCUUUAGUCAAAUAAGCUUCAUAAAAUCAAGACACCUCUUGCCAACUCAGGCUUACAAUCUUAAAUUCAUAAAAACCAAGGGAGAAAUGAACGAGGAGGAAAAAGGAAACAUUCUUAGGUGCAGCGUAUAAUUUCCAGCUGGCAUAGGAGCCAACUCCUAGGGGCUGAGGUCUCUUUGCCCCCCAUAAAUUUUUUGAGGGGGCUGCUCCUGUUCCAGUUGAAGGGCAUUGCCAUUCAAAUAGUAUGCGUGCACUGCAUUGUGUGGUCGAUUAUGUGGGGCAGGGCUUACCUGAGUCCCCCCAAAUAUUUUAUCCAAGUUGGCACCCCUGCCAGCUGGAAUGGAAAGAGUUCAAGGAGGGGGAGGAGCUAGAUGGAACUGGUCUCCCCAAAGAGCCAAUGGUGUGGUUGCUGCUGGGUGACGCUUAAGGGAAGGAAUGGCCUGAUGGAGCUGGCCUCUCAGGGGAACCAAUGAAGCAGUCCUUUAGCACCACAUCUACUUUCUACUGCAUCUUCUGUCAUCACCAUCAAUGAAUCCUCAAUCUAGGCAGAUUAGACUUAUGGCAAGGAUGAAGAACCUGGUGCCUUCCAGGUGGAGAGUCCUGUAUUGCAGGGAGUUGGACUAGAUUAUCCUUGGGAUCUCUUCCAACUCCACAAAUCUAUUGUUCUAUGAUUAGGGCAGCUAAUUGCCAGUCACUGCAACUGCCACUUGUUUUGGACAAUUGUGUCUUUGUAAGCCAUACUAUGGUUGGUUCAUUUGCCUUACCUGGAAACUGCUUGCUUGCCUGCCAUUUUGUUUUUGCCAGCCUUUCCCGCAGGUUGGAUUGCACCACCUGGUUUGGUGUCACCCGAUCUUGCAUUUGCUAAGUUGUAAAAUAUGCGCCCCAGUAUGAUGUGGUGUGAAUUUUACAAAUCAAGCCUUUCCUAAUGUUAUCAAUUAAUUAAUAAAUCGCCCAGGGUGGGUCACAACAAUUUAAAAUACCACGUUAAGAACAAUUUUAAGCAAAUUAUAUAAAUCGUACAUGAUGAGAUGACAAAUCUAUUCUCGUCUUGUCAGUUCAUUCAAACUUAGACUAUUGAGCCUGAUCAUCAGUGUGGGGAAAGAAAACAUUUCUAAGGGAAUGCACCAAUUAAUCAGCUAGGAUAGCUCAAGCAGGAGAGCAGGAGACUCUUAAUCUUGGGGUUGUGGGUUUGAGUCCCACGUUGGGCAAAGGAUUCAUGCCUUGCAGGGGGUUGUCCCUUCCAACUCUAUGAUUCUGUGAUCUAUAGCCAAAUAUGUGGCAUGCUAAUCUAGCACUAUGAAUGGUUGAGUACACUUAAAUUUGGUCUGUGUGGCAGGUGCUAUUCUUCCCCCGUGGUGUGCAGGGAACAACAAUCCCCAUUUCUUGGUUCCUGUGUCUGGAAGGUUCCCCCUUUUGUACCUAUUUUUGCCUUGCUAAAAUGUUGUCAGCGUGAGUUGCUGGAGUUUUUAUUCUUCAGCUUUUUCUCCAGAGUGUUUACAUCAGGGAAGGGGAACUUGUGGCUCUCCAGAUGUUUUUAGACUGCAAUUCCCAUCAUCUUUGACUACUGACCAUUCUGGCUGGGGUUUAGGUGAACUGGAUCCAAUAGCCUGUUGAGGGUUGCUCUAGAGAUUUAAUCUUAGUUGGACAUGGAUGCUUGAAUUUACCGCAAAUCUAUAUUUAGCCCACACUUGCGUUAUAAAUGCAUAUGCAUAAAUAUCAUGGCCGCAAUGCACAGUUUGCUGAGGUAUAUUUUGAAGUGUUAAUACUGGAGGGUGGUAUCUUGGAUAGCCAAUAAUGCUAUGAGACCUAAGAAUGAGAAGCCUUGCACAUGCAGGGACUUCUGUUUCUUCCUUCAGUGCAGGACAAUGCUCUAUAUGCACAUAUGAAUGCUACGUUGUGCACCAAGCAUUUCUUUGUUCAUGUAAGAGUCACUUUGUGUACAACGAAACAGGUACCCCAAUACUUCUCUGCUACGUCUGUAUUGGAAGGGCUCAAAUCAUGUAGAUGCACGCUCUAAUGGAAGCCCAUCUGUAAGUCGCUGCUGCCUCCUUAAAAUUUACAUAGAGAAUCCUGCUCAAAAACAACACGCACACUAAACUCUAAUGUAGCCAAGAAUGCAGAAGUGUCCUCUGAAAAAGGCUGUCAGAAGAGGAAUCUUGCUCUACAGGCUGAAGAUGUCCAACAACUUUUGCAGCUGUAUAUUUCUUUCUUCUGGCAGUUCUUGGGUGGGGAAGUAUCUGGUGCAGUCACUCGCCCUCCUUUUCCUUUAAGACACAGAUUCAGAGAACAAUAUGUCAUUUUGGCAGCUUACGAUCCCAGCCAAAUGUUGUCUUUAGUUUUUGGAGAAGCAGAAAAGCAGCAAUCUUAAAUGAUAGCUGAGAUGAGGUGCUUUUAAUAAGAAGGUUCUUAAUAAGAAGCAUAAAAAGGGUUAGCUGUACUUUGAGUAGACCCAUUGAAAUGACAAAUGUAGGCCCAGUUAUUUCAAUGGGCUUGCUUCAUAAUAAUAAUAAUCUUACUAUUUAUAUCCAGCCCAUCUGGCUAGAUUUCCCCAGCCACUCUGGGCGGCUUACAGAAUAUAUAAAACAUAAUAAAGCAUCAAACAUUAAAAACUUCCCCAUACAGGGCUGCCUUCAGAUGUCUUCUACAAGUUGUAUAGUUCUUUACCUCCUUGACAUCUGAAGAAAGGGCGCUGCUGCUGUGAAGGCCCUCUGCCUCGUUCCCUGUAACUUUGCUUCUCGCAGUGAGGGAGCCGCCAGAAGACCCUCGGAGGAGGACCUCAGUGUUCAGGCUGAGCGAUGGGGGUGGAGACACUUCUUCAGGUAUACUGGGCUGAGGCAAUUUAGGGCUUUAAAAGUCAACACCAACACUUUGAAUUGUGCUCAGAAAUGUACUGGGAGCCAAUGUGGGUCUUUCAGGACCGGUGUUAUAUGGUCUUGACGGCCACCCCUAGUCACCAGUCUAGCUGCUGCAUUCUGGAUUAGUUGUAGUUUCCAGGUCACCUUCAAAGGUAGCCCCAUGUAGAGCGCAUUGCAGUAGUCCAAGCGGGAGAUAACCAAAGCAUGCACCACUCUGGUGAGAGACAGUCUGCGGUCAGGUAGGGUCUCAGGCUACGUACCGGGUGGAGCUGGUAGACAGCUGCCCUGGACACAGAAUUGACCUGCACCUCCAUGGACAACUGUGAGUCCAAUAUGACUCCCAGGCUGUGCACCUGGUCCUUCAGGGGCACAGGUAAGCCACUGAGGACCAAGGAGUCCCCCACACCUGCCCGCCCCCAUCUCCCAAAAACAGUACUUCUGUCUUGUCAGGAUUCAACCUCAAUCUGUUAGCCGCCAUCCAUCCUCCAGACACAGGACCUUCACUGCCUUCACUGGUACCGAUUUAAAGGAGAGGUAGAGCUGGGUAUCAUCCGCAUACUGGUGAACACCCAGCCCAACACUAAUGACCGGCAUUGGAUUGUAUAAUCCAAACAGAUGUUAAAAAAGAGAGAGCUGCUUUUUUCUCUAGGCCCCUUCCUUACCUUCUGCGCUUGUCUCCUUAGUUCAUGCUUUUAGGGAGAGCCUGACUGAGCUAAAAUUUGGGGAGGUUGGCGAUAAGCUUGUGGAUUUCAUUAAUGAGUCAUCUGCCUCCAGUCCACCUCAGUUCAAGCACUACCUCAGGAAACAGACGCAGCAGCUAGGCUGCUUUCCCAUAGCAGUUCUUCCCUGUUCUCACAUCAGGAAACAGAAUGUAAUUGGGUUAAGAGUUCUAAUUAAACACACAAAACUUCCUCAUCAGAAGGAUGGUGCUUUUCCAGAUCAUGGAUGUAAGGUGUUCUGUUAUGACACAUGCAAGCUGGCUCAGUCCAGAGUUUCAAGUACAGAAAACAACUCCUCCCUUUGUGUUGCAAAGAUGACAGCUAGUCAAAUAAGUCCAGGAAGCCCCUAUAAACAGGGCAUGGAAGCAUCAGCCUAUUCGUCCUCAGCAUCUGGUAUUCUAAGGUAUACUGCCUUACAAGAUGGAGGUUCUAUUUUGCUAUUGUAGUUAGUAACUGCUGGUAAGCCGAAUUCAUGAGAAAGUAGGUCUAAAUCCUCUUUGAAAGGCACCUGACCCAUAAAUUUGACCCACAUAAGAGAGAUUUCCAUUUGUCUCUCCUGAAUCUACAGCUGAUUCAUUUUCUUGGAUGACCCCUGAGUUCUAGUGUUUGCUGACAUCUUACUGCUUAAAUUAAAUAAAAAAACUGUCAGCACAUUGUCACUGCCAGCUGCAAAAAUUUCUAAGCCAUUGUUGAAGGAAAUAUUACCUAGCUGUACAUUUGACUUCCUCUUGAGCAUGAGUAAAAGCUUUGAUAAGCAAAACCAGCUUUUCAAAAAACAGCUUGCAUGAAAGCUAGCGAGCUCAUUAGACAGUAAGGUGUCACAUUCAUUAAAGGUGUUACAUAGAUAGCAAUUGCUAAUUAAAAUGAAACCUGCAUGUAGAUCAGGUCUGAUUAGAGUUGUCAAAGAUAACUGGUUAGAAAUCCAUUUGGGGUGGGAACUACCUCUGGAAACAAGGGAGAAACUUCUGGCUCUCUCUGUGUGUUGUUCCCAUCCAUUGGUCUAGAAAAUUACCUCAGAUAAUGUACUUAGGCCACAGGCAGGCACAUUUGCCUUCUGGAAGCCCUGACGUCAAAUCUAUCUGGUGCUUUUGUAGGGUGCAAGUCAUAAGUGAGUUCUUUCCACUCUAACACAGAGAUGAGGUCAACUGAGGAUGUGCCUCAAAACUUAGCUUUUGGACAAAUGACACAGGGCUUUUUUGUCCAGCAGGAGGCACCAUUGUCAUUCUAAGAGAACAAGGGGGAAGUUCAUGGUGAGCUCUGACACCUCUUUUUCUAGAAAAACAGUACUGCAAUGUAAUUUCUCACUGGAGGCCUGCUCCUUUUGGGGUUCCCUAGCAUUUUUCGUGGGUUACUACUUAGUAGACCCACUGAAAUGGAUGGAAUUAAGUCUACUGUUUUCAGUGGCUCGCUUUGAGCAUGAUUACCAUCGCCCAUCGUUAGGAAGAGAACGCCUUUUAGAAUUGCAGCAGCUAUUGUUAUUUCCACUAGGGGUCAGUCAUUCACCGCUGAUCAGUUUUGAUUUUCGCCUUGCUUUGAAGAAAACCAGCCUUUAGGUAAGAGGUGCAGCAAAUCAAAUUAUUUUACCGCUUAUUAUUGGAGCAGUAUCACUUCUCUGGCUCUGGUCUUGGUUGGGCAAGGGCAUUUCAAGCGAGGAAGCAGUUGUAAUGCUGAGCUAUUAAGUUCAUGUCAUAUCAACCCACAGUUAAUGUGUGAAAGUUGUGGGUCUGAAAUGGUGGUUCUAAACCCCUCGAGGGUACAGAGUGAAAUAACAUUUGGCAACCAGCAGAACAGGUAUUUCAGGUUGCCUUUUCUUCUCUCCAACAAAUAUACAUAAAUAUGCCUUUUUUAAAAGGAAAGACAUACCGAAAUUCUGCAGAACGUUUCUUCUGAGCAAAAGAUCUGAUUGGGGUUUCUUUUUUUGUACAUGUAUUCCUUGCUCUGCUGUAGUUGUGUGUAACAGCUAAUGGUUCCAGAUAGAGAUACGGAUGUCUAUCCAUGUUAAGGAACUAAUCCUGGCAAUGGGUUCACAUUUGCCACUGUUGAAGUUAAGAUGUGCUGACCACAUCUGGAACUCAGGAGCGAAAUCAAGGGCGUAGCGUUGAAUCAUGUGGCUUCCAUCAUAUAUAAAAACAUAUAAGGUAAAGGGGACCCCUGACCAUUAGGUCCAGUCGUGACUGACUCUGGGGUUGUGGCGCUCAUCUCGCUUUAUUGGUUGAGGGAGCCGGCGUACAGCUUCUGGGUCAUGUGGCCAGCAUGAUUAAGCCACUUCUGGUGAACCAGAUCAGCACAUGGAAACGCCGUUUACCUUCCCGCUGGAGCGGUACCUAUUUAUCUACUUGCACUUUGAUGUGCUUUCGAACUGCUAGGUUGGCAGGAGCAGGGGCCGAGCGACAGGAGCUCACCCCGUCGCGGGGAUUCGAACCGCUGACCUUCUGUGUUUGUUUUUUUUAUAAGAUAUUUAUUAAGGUUUUCAAAAUAUUACAAAAUAAAAAUAGAAAAAAGAAAAAUACAAAAUAAAAUUAGUUAAAAACAAUUCAAUCUUUCCAUUACUUAUUUUUCAUUAGCUUGUUUCCCGGACCUCCUCACGCCUCCCUUUUUUGUAUUCCAGUUCAGUUUGUUGGUUCAGCAAAUCCUUCCCCUCUUUGAUUAUCCUAAUCUUUAAUCUUAAAAAUAUUGUAACAUUAAAUUUUUACCUGUUUGUAAUCCAUUUUUCAUAUUCCCUUAUAAUAUUUCAGCUAAAAACCAUUUAAUUUCUAUCCAACAUCAUUCUAACAUUCAUUAAUUUUACAAUAUUUCUGUAAAUAGUCUUUAAAUUUCUUCCAAUCUUCUUCCACCGACUCUUUUCCCUGGUCUCGGAUUCUGCCAGUCAUUUCCGCCAGUUCCAUGUAGUCAAUCACCUUCGUCUGCCAUUCUUCCAGAGUGGGUAGAUCUUGUGUCUUCCAAUACUUUGCAAUGAGUAUUCUUGCUGCUGUUGUGGCAUACCUAAAGUAAGUUCUGUCCUUCUUUGGCACCAAUUGGCCGACUAUGCCCAGGAGAAAGGCCUCUGGUUUCUUCAAGAAGGUAUAUUUAAAUACUUUUUUCAAUUCAUUAUAGAUCAUCUCCCAGAAAGCCUUAAUCCUUGGGCACGUCCACCAAAGGUGAAAGAAUGUACCUUCAGUUUCUUUACAUUUCCAACAUUUAUUAUCGGGCAAAUGAUAGAUUUUUGCAAGCUUGACUGGUGUCAUGUACCACCUGUAAAUCAUUUUCAUAAUAUUCUCUCUUAAGGCAUUACAUGCCGUAAACUUUAUACCUGUGGUCCAUAACUGUUCCCAGUCAGCCAUCAUUAUGUUAUGUCCAACAUCUUGUGCCCAUUUAAUCAUUGCGGAUUUCACCGUUUCAUCCUGAGUAUUCCAUUUCAACAGCAAGUUAUACAUCCUCGAUAAAGUCUUAGUUUUGGGUUCUAACAGUUCUGUUUCUAAUUUUGAUUUUUCCACCUGGAAGCCAAUUUUCUUAUCCGAAUUAUAUGCCUCCAUUAUCUGAUAAUAAUGAAGCCAAUCUCGCACUUUGUUUUUAGUUUCUCAAAACUCUGCAGUUUCAAUCUGUCUCCCUCUUGUUCCAGAAUUUCCCAAUAUUUUGGCCAUUUGGCCUCCAUAUUGAGCUUUUUCAAUGCUUUCGCUUCCAUCGGUGACAGCCACCUUGGGGUUUUAUUUUCCAAUAAAUCCUUAUAUCUUAUCCAGACAUUAAACAAUGCUUUCCUGACAAUAUGGUUCUUAAAUGCUUUAUGUGCUUUGAUCUUAUCAUACCACAGAUAUGCAUGCCAUCCAAAUACAUUAUUAAAACCUUCUAAAUCCAAAAUGUCUGUGUUUUCAAGAAGCAGCCAUUCUUUCAACCAGCAAAAAGUUGCUGAUUCAUAGUAAAGUUUAAGGUCUGGCAGGGCAAAUCCACCUCUUUCCUUUGCAUCUGUUAGUAUUUUAAAUUUUAUUCUAGGCUUCUUGCCCUGCCAGACAAAUCUAGAAAUAUCUCUCUGCCACUUCUUGAAACAGUCCAUUUUGUCCACAAUUUGCAAUGUUUGAAACAAAAACAACAUUCUAGGCAAUACAUUCAUUUUUAUCGCAGCAAUACGACCCAGCAGUGAAAGCUUCAAAUUUGACCAAAUUUCUAAAUCUUUUUCACUUCGACCCAGCAUUUUUCAUAGUUGUCUUUAAAUAAAUUCCCAUUUUUGCUGUCAUGUUAAUCCCCAGGUAUUUCACUUUCUUAACCACUGUUAAGCCUGUCUCAUUCUGAAACCUCUCUCUCUCAAUCGGUGUUAAAUUUUUCUCUAAAACCUUGGUUUUUAACUUAUUCAGUUUAAAUCCUGCAACCUGACCAAAUUCUUGAAUCAGUUCUAAAACCCUUUUGGUACUAGAUUCUGGCUCCUGUAACGUCAAUACUAAGUCAUCUGCAAAUGCUCUCAAUUUGUACUGUUUGGCUCCGACUUGUAUACCUUUAACCAACUGGUCCCUUCUAAUCAUAUUCAGCAAAACCUCCAGGACCGAUAUAAAAAGCAAUGGGGAAAUUGGGCAACCUUGUCGUGUCCCUUUUUCUAUCUUAAAUUCUUCCGUCACCACAUUAUUUACAAUUAGUUUAGCCUUUUGUUCUGAAUAAAUUGCACUUAUACCGUUUUCAAAGCCUUGGCCUACCCCCAUCCCCUGUAGGUUCUUCUUCAUAAAGCUCCAAGAGAUAUUAUCAAAAGCUUUCUCCGCGUCCACAAAUAUCAAAACAGCUUUAGUAUUUAUGUUCACUUCUAAUUUUUCCAAAAUAUUAAUUAUAUUCCUCAAAUUGUCAGACAAGUGUCUUCCCGGGAGAAAGCCCGCUUGGUCUUUAUGAAUCUCUUCCAUCAACACUUUUUCAAUCUCUUGGCCAGAAUAUCUGCAAAGAUUUUGUAAUCCACAUUAAGUAAUGAUAUGGGGCGGUAGUUCUUAAGCUGAGUCUUUUCAGUCUCUGUUUUCGGUAUAAGUGUAAUAUACGCUUCUUUCCACGACUCUGGUGCCCUUUUCCCGUCCAAUAUUUCAUUGCAGACUUCCUUUAAAGGUUGUACUAACCACUCUUUCAAGGAUCUAUAGUAUCUAGAAGUCAGCCCAUCCGGUCCUGGAGAUUUGCCUAGUUGCAUGUUUUGAAUGGCACCUUCUACUUCCUGUUCAGAUAUUUUAUAGUUCAACCAUAAUUUGCUUUCUUGAGAGAUUUUUUGUAGUCCAUUUAUCUUCAAAAAUCGAUCUAUAUCCAUUUCUUUCUGUGGCCCUUGUGUAUAUAAUUGUUUAAAGUACCUCUGGAAACAGUUUCUAAUCUCAGCAGGGUUGUGUAUGUUCUUUCCUUCCACUUCUAAAUUUGUAAUAGUAUUUAAUUUUUGUCUUUUUUUCAUUUGCCAAGCCAGCAGUUUCCCACAUUUAUUAGCUGAUUCAAAUAUUUUUGUCUCAUUUGUUUAAUUUUCCAUUCUAUUUCCUGAUUCAUCAUUUCCAUAUAUUGUACUUGAUAUAAUUUUAUUUCUCUCAAAAUCUCCUGCGACUUUGGUUUUGCUCUCAAUUUCUUCUCACUUUCUUUUAUUUUCUCCAAAAUUUUAUCCUUCUUCUCAUUUUGGCUCCUCUUCUUUAUUGCAUUCUGUUGUAUCAGGAACCCUCUCAUAACCGCUUUGCUUGCGUCCCAGAUUACUCUUUUUUCAACAUUAGUGUUCAUAUUUAUCUCAAAAUAGUCUCUCAAAAUUUUUGGGCCUUCUUAAUCACAUCUCCAUCUCUAAAUAAGGUGUCAUUCAUCCUCCAUCUGAAGGAGCCAGUUGAUAUUAGUUUCAUCUCCAUCCUUACAGCAUUAUGGUCGGAGCAGGUUUUUGGACAAAUUUCCGCUUUCUUUAUCUUUGGUGCCAUUCCUCUAGUUACCCAUAUUUGGUCGAUUCUAGUCCAUGUCAUCUUGGCUUCAGAAAAGAAAGUUCCCUCUCUUCCCAAGGGAUUCUUUGUUCUCCAGAUGUCAACUAAGUCCAAGUUGUCUGUCAUCUCAAAAAAUGUUUUCGGUAGUCUACCAUCCUUGGUGACUACCUGUCUUUGUGCCUUAUCCAUGUUUGUAGAUACUACUCCAUUCAUAUCCCCCAUCAAAAUCAGAUUGUAAUCCAAAUAGUCCAUUAAGUUCUCAUGAAACUUUAUAAAGAAUACAGAAUAACCCUCGUUCGGUGCAUAUACUCUUACUAUCAGAAAUUUCUCUCCUUGUAUUUGAAUUUCAAUUGCCACAAAUCUUCCUUGAUCGUCUUUAAAAAUAAAUUUCGGUGAUAGUCUCUCCUUUGCAUAGAUCACUACUCCUCUUUUUUUAACUUUGUCAGAUGAAAUAAACUCCUGUCCCAAUCUCUUGUUAAUCAGUGGUUUCCUGUGUAACCUUGUUACGUGUGUUUCUUGUAGACAAAUCAAGUCCAAUUGUUCCUUUUUUAAUAAAUGAAAAACACUUUUCCUUUUCCGAGGAGAGUUAAGACCAUUACAAUUCCAACUUAAUAGUUGCAGAGCCAUGAUGUUAUUACUUUGCUUUACCUCCAACUGCACCAAGUGUUUGUUCUUGUUCUGUCGGUGGUGUCACUUUCUCUGAACCAUGCAAUCCAAAAGAUAAGUUUGCUAUAUCUAAUAUUCCUCUUUCCAGUGCUUUUGGCUCUUCUCCAGAUUCCACUUCUUUCUGUAAGUCUUCUCCGUGGUCUUUCAAGAAUCUAUCUUUAUCGUCGACUGAUCUUAUUUUUAUCUUUCUUCCUUUAUAUUUAAAGGACAGGCCUUGGGGAAAUUCCCACCUGAAGAUGAUUCUGUUGCUUCUCAGCAGGGCAACCAGGUCUCCGUAGUUAGAUCUUAAGUCCAAGAGAUGUUUUGGGAUGUCCUUAAAUAUCUCCACGCUUGACUCAUGUAUUUCCAAAGUCUUUCGGAAGUGCAGAUUCAAGAUUUUGUCUCUCUCCUCUUUUGUUCGAAGGGUAAUCAAACAGUCUCUCACCUUAUUCUUCUUUCCUCCUCUUCCAAGCCUAAAUGCGUUCACUAUCUUAAAUUCUUCCUUCCCCAAAUCCUGUUGCCAGAAAUCUGCAAAUUCCUGCGUAAGAAAGUCAGUCAAGUUAUCUUUCUCAAGUUCCGGUACAGCCCUGAUUCUCAAAUUCGUUUGUUUCUCCUUCAAUUCAAUCAUGGACAACGUCAACCCGUGGUCCUCAAGUUGCCUAUAUAUCGGUGGUAUCUUCUCUUGAGUAGUAGUUGCUAUGUCCUUUGCUUCUUCAGCUGUCUUUCGGGUCAAAGCAGAUUCCUGUAACAAUUUCUCAAUAGUCUCUGUAUUGGUGUUCACCUUCUGUCCCAAAUUAUUGAUACUUGUAGUAUUUUGGUCAAUUUUAACUGAUGCUUCCGCUACUUGUUUAUUUGUUUCAGCUACUUGUUUACUUAAAUUUUCCAAAGAUUCAUUAAUUUUUCCUAGUGCCAGGGCUAAAACGUCUUCAGACGACAUUCCUUUUGGUUUAACUUGUAAGGGUGCAGCCCCUGAUAAUCCAGAUGGUCCAGAAGGACCAGAUGUUGAGGCUCUUCGCUGCGACCCAGUAUCUGUACGGAAAGAUCUGCCAGACCUGGUAGUUUUUUCCUGAAUCAACUCUAACUUUCCUCUUCCAUCUGCCAUAACACUCUCAUAGAAGUCCAAGGUCAAUCCCACGGCUGGAAUUUGUUUUGAAAUGGAAAAUUCCCCUAGCCCAGUUGUUAUUGUAGCAAUAUCAAGCCUCCUCUAGGGGGACACAGUAGCAGUCAAAGCUUGCAACUUUAAGAAAAAAUAAUAAUCUUUAUAAAUCCCCCAAUUCACAAAAAAGAAACAGUUUCAAUUGCACUUAAUCGGUUACUUUUAAACCAGGAGAAGUCCAGAAACACUGUAUCUCUCUUGCAGAGUUAGCUGUCAAAAGUACUCUAUUUGCCAAUAGUGCUUUUCACAGAACGGCAUUCCUUGUCCCAAGGCAGUCCGUUCCCAGGUUCUAAGCGGUGGAUUUUAGCUUCCUUUCCCUCCUUUUUUUGCAGAUAAAUACAGUUCAAACCUUUCCCCCCUCCUCUCCUGCAAACCCGAGGGGAGAUCGCUGUUCUGAUGUUAGGAUUUGCGUCCUUUUUUCAAACGUCUUUCAAAGUUUCCGCUUACAGUCUCUUUGCUUUGAUCUGUUUACAAGAAACGGAAGGCGGACUUCCUGUUUAUGCCUCCCCGCUUCGGUUCCGAAUUAUUGUUUUUCUCCCUUUAAAUCCAAUUUUAUCCUACUCACGGGUAGUUACUUUUGAAGUCGAAUUGUCCCAGGAAAAAGUCGGCGCUCUCCGAUAACGGCUGUGUGGCUUCACUCCGCGGAAGAAGCAGUCGACUCUCAGCACCGCGCCGCUCACCCCGUUUCGCUCCGGAGCCCAAAAAUGGGUUCCUUCGCAGAUUGGGGGGGCGCCAAAGGUGCCCGCCGAGUCCCACGUUCACAGGCUUCACCCGCCUGUGACUUUUGAAGGGUCCCCGCUUCGCCGCAGCGGUGCAGACCCGAUCCCGCGGAGCUGGUCCCUCAGAAAGUCAGAGGGAAUCCGCCAUUACCGAUGGCGCCAACCUGGAAGUCCCCAAACCGCCGACCUUCUGAUCGGCAAGUCCUAGGCUCUGUGGUUUAACCCACAGCGCCACCCACGUCCCUCAUACAAAAACAUAGUAAAACAUUAAACAUUAAAAAACAUCCCUAUACAGGGCUGCCUUCAGUUGUCUUCUAAAGGUUGUCUAGUUACUUAUCUCCUUUGCUUGAGGGUCCCAUAGCUCCAUACACUCUGAUGAAAAUCACCCUAAGCAAAAGUAGGACAUUCCGGGAUCAAAUCAGACACACGGAGGGCUUCUGUAAAUCCAGGACUGUCCCUGGAAAAUAGGGACACUUGGAGGGUCUGCAAUUCUGGAUGCACGUAACUGGCAGUGAUGUCCAUAGAUUUUGCAUCCCAAUAGACAUGCAUAGGAUUAUUCUGUUAGACUUUGUUGGACUUCACACUAGCGGGCCAUCUGCACGAUAUAUCCUGUGGUUUGUGGCUGAAUACAGUACUGAUGAAUUUUCUUGCUGCAGCAGAAAAAAGACGAUAAAAGUUCCUUGGGGCUGCUUUUGAUGAGAAUGGGUUUUCCUGGUUUGUUUGCAGGUCUUCAUUGCCGUAAACUGCCUCAGCACAGACUUCUCAUCUCAGAAAGGUGUCAAAGGACUUCCUCUGAAUCUUCAGAUUGACACCUACAGCUACAACAACAGGAGCAACAAGCCAGUCCACAGAGCUUACUGCCAGAUUAAAGUCUUCUGUGACAAGGUAAAGCUGAUGGAGUCUGUAAAAUGAUAGCUUUAUUUAGGAAUGUUUUGCCUCUUUAGUUUAGUCCGUCAGUCUCAUUUCUUACAAGGCAAGCAGAAAAAUAAACAAUUCAAAUUGUUUAUUUUUUUCUGCUUGUCUUGUAAUAAAUGAGAUUGACUGGCUAAACUAAACUACAAUUCAAAACAACAACAGCAACACUCUUCACCACUUGGAAAUUAAGAUGACCUGUUACUUUUUGAGACUCAUUCAGUGUUGUGCUAUUUGCAUAUUUGGUGAGGGCGCAAUCACUUGGAAAGGAUGUCAAGUGAAAAGUCUCAAGUGUGUGUACACACACAUACACACAUUGAUGCUAUGAACCUUCCAUUUCAAACAGAAAAAUACGAGCACAUGCUAGAUUUUCUUAUUUAUAACUCUGAGGUGUUUAAUGAAAUUGCUAACCAACCAAAAUGAAGAACUCUUCCAGCUAUCCCACAAAUUCCACUAACCAAAGCUAAUUAUUUUUGUAUUGUCAUCACUGAUCAUUUGCUUGCUUUUUUAAACACACACACACACACAAGCAUCACGUAGCUCAUGAAGAUUGAUGUCAACUACCUGAUGACUAUCAGUUUCUCAGGAAAUGAAUUCUCAGCCCUGUUAAACUUUUUGAAAUAAAUGGAAUCCAAAACACACCUAAUUCUUGACCAUGAGAGAUAAAAUUGUAGACAUUAUUGGCUUUUAAUAAAUAACCAACAAUAAAAGCAAGUUAUUUUAGGAACAUUUUCCCUACUUUUAAAUAUUAAUAUUUUUUGGAAUGAACUUCAAUUAUAAAGAAAUAAAGUGAUACAGAGAAAAAAAGUGGGGGGACGUGUGAGAAAAAACAAAGAUGUGUAUAAGAAAAAAAAUACUUAAAAAAAAGUAUUUUAGGAACAAAGCAGCGUGGUUCAUCUAGUUUGCCAACUCAGGCCUACUUGAUUUCCCUCUUUUGGCAUUUCUACAUCAUCUGGGUUAAGCGGUCAUUCUGUCCUGCAGAUUCUGUCCCCAUUAACAAAAAAAUGUAGUGCUAAAUCCAAGUAGCAAAACAUUGAAGAACAAGGUCGAUCUGCUUUUUUUUAAUCUACUUUUUUAAAAAAAAUCAAGGCUGCUCGCUGUUGAGGAAAAAACAACGAAGCUGGGUCCAAAUGGGCCUGUUUUCAUCUACAGUUCAAUCUUCAUCUUUAUUGAUUAGCUUACAAGAUGAAAGUUUACAAGACAGAAACUUCCAUGUUCUCAGUUUGGGUUUCUGUGGCUUUACUGCUGCACCUUUGUUUUACCACCUGUAGCCAGUAGUUUAACCUAAAACUUUGCCCCACUAGUUGCACAAGAUCAGUUUACAUGCAUUUGUUUUGCUCUAUGUAUUUGUUGGGGGAAGCUACACCCUAUGCAGAGUAAGGCUGGGCAAUAUCUGGUUUAUCACCAGCUAAACAUUGCGAUAUACCAAUAUAUCACAAUGUCUGAAAUAAGGAUAGAGCUCUGUAGAGGCAUUGGCUGGCUGGCUUCAUGGUUUCCCCCUCAUUGUGAUUUUUGCAUAGCACACACACACUGACACACACAUACACCCACACACCCACACCGUGAUUUGCGAUAUAUUGCCAGGUCAGAAAUUAUGAAACCAAUAUCUCGAUGUGGACUUCAAACCGGUUUUGGACGAUAUAUCAGUAUAUCACCCAGCCCUAGCGCAGAGAGAGUAUAUCCACUAUAUGGUAGUGCAGAGCUUUCCAAACUGUGUGUCGGCUGCAGUGUGUAGGUGUGUGUUGCGCGAACGCUCCCCUCACUCCUCCCAGGUCUGGAAAGGGGUUAGUUUAACCUCCGGUUUGCUAGGAAAACUGAAUUACUGUGUUGCAAAAUCAUGCAUGUCUAAAAAGUGUGUCACCAACAUGAAAAGUUUGGAAAGCUCUGCAGUAGCGGAGCACAGCCUCGAUAAAAUUUAUUAUAAAGGAUGACAAAUGUAGAAUUAGCAAUCACAACAAGUCUAACAAAACAAGACCUUAACAAAAUUGGCACCUGCUCAGUAAUAACAGUAUUAGUUCCCUCAAGAAGGUCUCUAAAGAUUGACCUGGAAACAGUCUCAGGAGAGGAUGGAUUAUAUGCUUUCUAACCCCCUGGUUAGAACUGCAGUAAAACAACACAUGGUUGACCGUAUCCACCUUGGUAUUGUUACGGGAUCAUUUGUCUUUAAAAGGAACUCAAGCAAACAUGACAUCCAAAAGCUUUGAAAGUAACAUUUUAAAACAAUAAAAUAAGUCUGCUUCACUUUAGGUAUUGAUCAAUAAAAAAAUUAAUAGGGCACAUAGCAAAUUAAAAGCGAUAUUUCACACCAAACCUGAAUACACCCUUUCCUUGUUUUCUAAAUGAGACAAAUCAAUUUAUUCUGUUUGUAGCAUCCUUUCACCCAUGUAUAAAACUAACACCUGUGUAUAAAACUAACUACUUCAAGCUGUUGUUUUGAUCCUCAUUGCUUAUGGCAAGGGACAUAAACAAUGCUUACAACUACAGUAGUACCUUGGGUUAAGAACUUAAUUUGUUCCGGAGGUCCGUUCUUAACCUAAAACUGUUCUUAACCCGAAGCACCACUUUAGCUAAUCGGGCCUCCUGCUGCCACCGCACUGCUGCUGCGUGAUUUCUGUUCUCAUCCUGAAGCAAAGUUCUUAACCCGAGGUACUGUUUCUGGGUUAGCGGAGUCUGUAACCUGAAACCUCUGUAACCUGAAGCGUCUGUAACCCAAGGUACCACUGUAUUUUCUGUCUUGAAUCUGCCCGCCCCCCCGCACGCGCAAGGCAGGUGCAAUAAUUGAUCAUUCAUACUUGGUUGCAAUCUACAUUUCUAAUAUAUUGUCCAUAAUACUUCAAGCCUUGCUUUGACAUAAGAAAAAUUCUGUUUAUUGAUUAUAAAACAGAGACACCAGUUAUACUGGCUGAGAGUUGCAGCAACAAUUUUCUUGCCUACCACCCUUUAAAACAGUUGUGAAGAUUAAAUGUAAUAACUAACACCAUAACACUCCAUCUUCAAAGAGUUAGACUUACUAUGUCUUUGAUGAUUUGAACUGUGUAUGGGUUUGGUUUCAAGUUCAAUGACUUUUGGAAGAGGAAGAAGUUCCAAGCGUGACUGACUUCCACAAUGCCUGAUUUGGGAGGGACCAGGGAUGCUGACCUCAAUGGAGAGGAAGCCAAGCCUCUGUAAAUAACCUUUCUUCUUUCUAUCUGACAGGGGGCAGAGAGGAAGAUCAGAGAUGAGGAACGAAAACAAAGCAAAAGAAAAGGCAAGUGUACUGACCCCAGCUCCCAGCUGAAUGCCUGUAAGUAGAAAAUAUUAAAGUGCCAUUUAAUUUAGUGGAAAAUUUCAACUAAAUCUGAUUUGAAAUGCAAGCAAUGGUAUAAAGGAAAUAUUAAAGUGCCAUUUCAUUUAGUGGAAAAUUUCAACUAAAUCUAAAUUUGAAAUGCAAGCAAUAGUAUAAAGCACAGGGUUGGUUUGUUUUUCUUAAAGGGGAGGUGUGCUGAUGUGGGGCAGACAAUAAUGGUGUUGGUGGAAUUGAACCUUUAUUUAGCCCUUGCUAAGAUAGGUGUGUUCAGCUUGAGGAGAGGCAGUCGAGCAAGAAAAUGCAACUUUAAUGCAAUUACACCAAGACAUGAAUGUAGGGCCACCUCACAAACUAUAUUAUUAACAGGAUUUUCUGAGGCAGAAGUAGAGAUAAAUGCAUUUAAAUACAUUCAUUUUGGAAAUGGUGUCUUGGUAGAAUAUCUGAAUGUUCCUUGGGGCAUCCAAAACUUGAUGUUAUAAAUUUGGGGGUGUUAAACUGGGUGCUAGACCACUCUAAUCCCUGGAUCCAGUAAGUGUUAGAAUUUAAUCAAUGCUUCUAAUUCUUGGAAUAGUCAGACAAGCCUCCUGGUGAGGUAAUAGCCUGGGUGAUGAGGGGGAUUAAGGGGCUCAGUGCAAGAUGGCAUAUGAGAGCAGGGUCCCCACGUCUCAAGAGAUAAAGCCAGAGUUUAGAGAGGAGAGUUUGGAGCAGUGACCUAGAAGUAAAGCAGAAAGCUGGAGAGAGAAUCGGAGCAACGCAGAAAGCAGUGGUUGAUUUCUGUUUGAAUCCAAGACUGGGGUGUUCAUGCUGUGAACCCCCUCCAUAGGAUCAGGAUGUAUAUAUGCGUAAAUAAACCAUAUAUCAUAAAGGCACCACAGUCUCUGCCAUGCCUCAUUUCCAAAAUGAAACAUGAAGCCUGGAACCCCUGGAAUGUUGCACCACUUGUAAAUUGGGGUGGCAUGCAACAAUACAUUUAUCCUCCUGCUUAUAAUCCUAUCAGGGUCCUCAAGUUGACUCCCAAAAUAAAAUUCUAGAUCCCAACCCAUUUUUAGUUGUGUGGCUAGGGCUUGUCCACACACUAGAGUUUACAGCUGUUUGCGUUCCCAUAUACUUUAUGUAGUCCACAUGACAUUAGCCUGCACAACACCAGUCUCAAUGCUUUUACCCUGUAAAUUUGGGUUUACCUGAUAUGAGGAUAAUCCAAGAAGUUGUGGGAAAUCAAAUCACUCCACUCUGGAUCACAGCCAAUUUGUUUUUGUGAUGUUUUGGGGCUCAGUCAGCCUUUUCCAUGUUCAGCACUUCCUAAGUGCUUUCAUUUCCCCCCGCAGCUGUACUAGUAGCUAUUUCCAGGGCUCUCCUGAAUGGAUUUUUUCCCCUUUUUGAUCCCUUGGAUUUGCACAAAACAGGAAAAUUGCACAAGCAGACAUAAACUGUGUGCUUUUGCAUACUACUUGGGCAGGGAAUUAUUUUAGAAAAUCAAGGUGCGUGCACAGCUAUCUGCACCACAGACCCUGCUGGUACUUAACUGACAGAAUCCAUGGCGUAGAAGGCAGGGACGAACACAAAAGGGACCACUUAAUCCAGUCGUGACCGACUCUGGGGUUGCGGCGCUCAUCUCGUUUUAUUGGCCAAGGGAACCGGCGUACAGCUUCCAGAUCAUGUGGCCAGCAUGACUAAGCCGCUUCUGGUGAACCAGAGCAGCGCACGGAAACACCGUUUACCUUCCCGUUGAAGCAGUACCUAUUUAUCUACUUGCACUUUGACGUGCUUUCGAAUUGCUAGAUUGGCAGGAGCAGGGACCGAGCAAUGGGAGCUCACCCUGUCGCGGGGAUUCGAACCGCCCACCUUCUGAUCGGCAAGCCCAAGGCUCAGUGGUUUAACCCACAGCGCCACCCGCGUCCCAACACGUAUAUCUCUGGUGGCAGUGCUUUAUUCAGCUAAGCAGAAUCAACACUCAAAUUUGGACACGCCUUAAUAAAUGGAGUCCAGGGCAGGGCUGCAUAGAUAGAGAUGGGAGUUCAAUGGGGCAAGUUAAGGACGAAAAAAGAGUCUUGCUGGAUCAGACCAAAGCCCAUGUUCUCACCAUGACCAAUCAGAUGUCUGUGGGGAGCCUGCAAGCAAGACAGGAGUGCAACAGGGUACUUGUGGCCCUUUGUCUUUGAGCUCAUAAUAUAACAGGCCUGCCAAUUUUUGCAGCAGAAUGGUAGUAUAGGAAAGAGUCUCAAAUCCACUCCCAGGAUCUCCAUUCUACUUUGUUCCACUUGGCAAGGAGUCGUAAAACAGGCUCUUCUUCAGAAAGCAGACACUAAGGGAGGUUGUGUGUGAGAGAAAUGUAUUAUUUCCUUCUUCUUUCCAACAGUUUCUGACGUCAAAGUGCCGCUGCUUCCGUCCCACAAGCGUACAGAUAUCACUAUCUUCAAGCCGUUCAUGGACCUUGAUACUCAGCCAGUUCUCUUCAUACCUGAUGUUCACUAUUCCAAUCUUCAGCGGGGAGCUCAUGUACGAUUCCUCUUUUGCUUUAUAUCUGGGAGGGAGGGUGAUAGUAAAGAAGUAAGAAAGGUUAUUUCUCAAAGUAUAAAAAGUGUUUGUGACAGGAGGAGACAAAGGGGGGGGGGGAAUGAAAGAGGGCUGAGUAGCAGGUAUAUGAGGGUUAACAGGAGAGCAAGAGUAGCUGAGAAUUUUUGAAAAAGCCAGGGUGGUAGGCAUCCAGGAAGCACUUUGAAAGGACUGGGUUUAGGGGGGUUGGAAGAUAGAGAGAAGGUGAGAAAGGGAGCAGUGGGCAGGAGCCUCUCCAAAGUUAGGAGAACAGCGAGAUGGGAGAUCUAUAGGUUGGUGAUGGAUAAAGGAAGAAAGCAAACCAGUAGCAGACAAUGGCUAGUUCUGAAUGGUUUCCAAAGCACUUUUCUACCAGUUGUCAAGGUUGCUGGGUACAUGCAACACAACUGUACUGAUCGGUUAUUAAGUUUUCUCCAGAACAUGUAAAAAUAACUGGACUCCCCCCCCCCCCCCCGUACCCUUUCUAGGUCUUUCCUGUUGCAUCUGAAGAACUGGAGGGUGAAGGGUAAGAUUUGUUACCACUUCCAUACUCCAGAGCUGCUAAAUAUUUUUGAAUGAGGAAUGCACUGUUUUGUUCUAGUGAGGGAUGGGGAACUCAGGGCCCUCCAGGUGUUACUGAGUACAACCCCAUCACCCCUGGUCAUUGGCCAAUGUCUGCUGGGAUGGAUGGGAAUUAAACAACAUCUAAAGCAGGGGUGGGAAAACUUUUUGCCUCCAAGGGCCAAAUCCUUAUCAGGAUCUGCCUCGUGGGCCAAAUGUGACCAGUGAGUAGGUCCACCAUUUGACAAGAUCACUGGAUUGGCAGGGUAGCGGGGACACCCACCUGUCAAAAUUCCUUGCCCUAAGUCUCUCUACACUUCCGCUUUAAGCCUCUGACAGUGGGGACUUAAAGGGGGAGGGGGAAACCUUGCAAAAGCAUUUAAGAGAGCCCCCCACAUUCCCUUUCGAAUGCAGGAGAUGUCUUAAAUCCUUUGCAAAACUUGCACGGGAGCUGCUGCAAAGAGCACUUUUGCAGAGGACUUUUAAUACCUGUUUUGCAGAUGAGCAGGGAUUAAAAUUCUGCUUUCUUGUUUCCUGCUGGGAGCAGGACUGCGCAGACAUUGCAUGAUUAAACACUGUCCUUUUGCCCAUUGGCUGAUGUCACCUGUGAAGCUAGCUGAUAGGUGUGGUUUGGGGAAAGUGGUCUUGCAAGCUUUUGGAUUGAGUGAUCUGAUGGCCUGGCUGGUUUUCUUGUAGCUCUGCCAUGAAGAGGGGGCCUUAUAUCAAUGAAGAUGAUUUUGCUGCCACGCCGGUUAAGCUGUCUCGAAUAGAAGAACCAAAGAGAGGUAAAUAAUGCCACUAACCAGGAGGAAAAGAAAGCGCUGUUUGGGUUGUACUUCAUAAUAGUCCAGUAUGGGUUCUAAAAGGCAGUAUGGAUUCUAAAAGGCAGGCUUGUGUUAGCUAAUUUUGCCAGUACAUGAGCCAGGUCCCCUUGACAUAUUACAGGACCGGGGAAUUGAAUCUGGCCUGUGGGCUGGAUCCAAAAGUCCUCCACCCACACCUGGCCACUUUGACUUGGGGGGGGGGGAUCAAAUACACAGUACAAAAUAUACCACAUGAAGCAGCUCUAAACCCAGAGAAACAUUCACUCAAAUGAAAACUUUCCCCCCUCAGUUGUCAUCUUCCACAACAUGAAUGAAUGGCUUGCUUUUUACAUUAUAGCAAGUAACAAAAUAGGUCACCGGCUUGCAUGGAGAACUUAAGGAAGCUGUGCAUAUUACAGUUCUAAUCCACUUCAGCCUUCCAUUUUAGCUCUUCAAUUCAUGGAAGUUAUUCAGACUGGCAGUCUUGCCCUAAAUUCACCCCUAUCGACCAGUAUCUUAGUAUAAUAUAAACUGAAACUGUAGGUGUGGUACUGUUAUCGCCUAUAGCAAAUAGAACUUUGAUAGCAUUCAUUCACAGGGGUGAAUUAAGGGCAGCCAAUAUACUGUGCUCAGUUUCCUUGCUUUGUGUGAUCUUGAGCCUCAGCACAGCUUUCCUCUGUAGUGACACAUCCCAAGCGCUUGAGGCUCCCUGUUGCAAUGUGAAAUGGUCUCCGAUAUCUUGAUUUGAAGGCGCAAGGUCUUCAUAGAUGGGACAAAAAUACCUAGCAAACAGAAUUUCCUUAUUGAUUGAUCAGCCUCUCAUGCCACCAGAACAUCACAAAUCCAGCUUGCUGAAUAACAGAGUUCCUCACCCAGUCUAGGUACACUUGGCCCGGGCUCAAGUCAUUGUGCUACUCCUAGAAUGUAGCGGUGAGGGAGGUUAACUGCUUGUAUUCACAUCUGUACCUAUAAGCAAACUUUAUCGUAAUUGCUUGAAAGCUACUGCUUCGACGAAGGUCCCAUAUGCACUAUAUAUUUAAAGCGGUAUUAUAUCACUUUAAGGUUUACCCAAGAAAUUCUGGGAACCACAGAUAUGUUCAGGGUUCUGAGAGUUGUUCGGAGCCAGAGCUACAGUUUCCCGAGUGACUUGACAAUCCCUCUUUCCAAAGAACUCUUGACUGCGACUUAUUUCUCGUUAAUCACUUCAUUUUGGGAGACCUGUUGUUAGUACACUGAGUUGAUGGGCCCAGUUUAAUUUUGUUCACGUGGUUUAGAAUAUAUGUGAACAUUCUAUGACAUCACAGUAGUCCAGUCAACCUCCAGCCAAAUGUCACCAUAUUUUGAUUUUUGAAAUUCUAAGAGUAGAAGAACCACCUCAUUCUCAAGGUGGGGGAUGGGUUGCUCUCAAAGAAAGCAUUUAUUAUGACAAGUCCCUGGAGUGUCCAUUAUGAGGAGUUAAGUGCAGAAUUUUCUCCAGUCCUGUUUCCUCCUAGGCAGGCCCACACACUAUCAAGCUUCUACCUGGUUUGCAGAGAGUGGAUUUAAAGUACUGCUUCUGACUGCUCUGGCCUGAAAUAGUUAUGCGCCGCAUUAUAGCAUCUCAACUUAUUGUUUGACUAAUAAAUGCCUAAUGUUUGUUUUCAAUCUGAUUUUUUUCUAAAUCCUCAUUGACUUUGUCGUUGUUCCAGUGUUGCUGUAUGUUCGAAAGGAAUCGGAAGAAGUCUUUGAUGCACUUAUGCUCAAGAGUCCGUCUCUGAAGGGUCUAAUGGAAGCUGUAAGUUGCAAGCUUCUCUAGCACCAAAUUUUAGUAAAAGCUGGAGAAACAAGAUGCCCAGCUUUCUGUACUUCAGGGAUAUAACCUUGCUAUUUGGUGUGGUUGUCCUAUUGGUUUCAACAAUAGAAAUGCCUAGUGAAUUGUUCUCCCUAAGCCUAAAACUGCAGCUGUGCUUGAAUCACUGCACUAACUCUGGACCCCAUUGGACCUGUGCAAAUAUUUUCUUUGAUGGAAGAGAGAGGGGGGAACAUUAAAACCAAUUUCACUACCAGAAUGACCCUUUGGAUGAAAUAGAAAGAACACAGCGUAACAUUAACAUUAGAUUUUCCACUGGCACGUUUUAUGAACUGAGAAGGCAAGAGCUUUGGUUACUUGUGUGUCCUCUUUGCAUGCAUCUCAUGUACUUUGCUAACACGAAGGGGAAGUUGAGAACAGAAAGGACAGCCACCAAUCUCAUAGUACAGAGGGGUAGAGCUAGGCAAAGGGCCAGUAAAGCUAUUGCCCAGGAGGACUAUGGGAGCUCCAGGAACCAGUCUAGCUCUCAGAAAACCCAUAGAUUUACCCAGUUUGUGCCAUCAAAUCCUUACUUAAAUAUGCCAGGAUAUGCAUGAUCUUCAGGCCCUCGCACAAAACUUAUUUGGUCCUUCCAUGGUUUAAAGCUGGCUCUCGUAUCCUGGCUUGUUUUGAAGCCAUUCAUCAUAGUUCCAGGUUUGCAUGCAACAUGAGACCAUUGGUGAACUGUGACUUCCUGGUUUGUUUCCCCACUUGUCUAAAUGGCUGCAUGUGGGUGCAUGACGCUGAUGCAUAUCCUGACUUAUUAAAUCAGGAUUAGAUCAUGCAGACAAGCCACUUAGUCCAUCCCAUUGUCCUCUGGAGAACAGCAUGUGCCUUAGUUUUCUGUUGACACAGAAAAUGAUCCUCGUUUUGUGGCUGACCUCUUUAACUGCAAGUUCCUACAAUCUGACUUUUUUUCCUAUGCCAAAAUUAGCAUGUAAUCUCUUGUAAUGAGGCAGACAGUAGUGUUGAUCUCAUGUGAAUGACCUUACUUGCUCAGGUCUUGCCAGUGUGCCAGGUUCUUUAAAAAUGCUUUGUCUGUCUCCCUCUCUUUCUCUUCCCACCCCCAUGCUGCAUAAUGGAUGAAGAUAUUCUUUGUGUAUGCUUCUUCACACUCAUAGGUAUAUAAAAAAAUCUACUUCAUUGCAAAGCUUAACCAAGAAACUAUCAAGCCUAAAAUAUAUUUUGAGAAUGUGGGAUGAAAACAGCCACAUCUGAAGUCUUAUUAGGGACAUUUUCACAGGGCAAUCCUAUUUUUGUUGCGGGUAGAGGUGCUGAGCAGAAAACCACUCAAAUCUGUGCUUUCCAUGUGUGGAACAUGCAGAAUAACUAUUAUUAUUAUUAUUAUUAUUAUUAUUAUUAUUAUUAUUAUAUGCCACCCAUCUGACUAGGCUGCCCCAGCCACUCUGGGCAUCUCCCAACAAAAUAUAAAAAAUACAAUAGUUUUGUUGGCGAGUCCUCAGUUCUGUGGUAAGAAUUUGGCUUCUACACCAAAUUUGUUACCAACACGGAACCAAGAAAAUUACAGGAAGCGUCAGCAGAUCCAGUUAGGGACUCUGUUUAUUUACUUUUGCAAUCGGACAGUCUUGCCAACCAGAACCAGUUAGAAAAGACUGCCCAGACACAAAUCAGAAUGAAGCUUAUACACAGUAGUUCAAACACAGCAAACAAAGAGUCAUAAAUCAUCAACCAUUCUUCUACAUACAUCAAGAAAGUUUACAGGUAAAAGGAUAUAAAGAUACAUGACUCCACACUGGUUUCAACUUCCUCUGGGUCUUUCAAAACCUGUGGUCUCAGCUUUUAACAGAUCAGGCAGUUGUCUAGGCAACCAGACCUUCAGUAAGGGUUGCUGACAUUCCUUUCCCAUAUCUCUCCCUGGAACUUCUCAAGGAGAUGCCAGUGCCAACUCACAGCAGACGCAGAAAAACAUCCUGCCAUCUGUGCCACUUUCAGGGUCAGAUAGGAGUGGUGGAACACAACAUAGGAGGGGGAGGCAUGAGUCACAAAAUGCAGGCACACAGGAAUGCAUUCUAGCCCAAGGUUGAAUGCAAUUAAUAUUGAAACAUUUCGCAAAAUCAACACCCUGGGUCUCUAAUUUUUAUAUCGGUUCCACUGCAGCUCAUUUCACUCCCAGUCAAUUUCCCAAAAGGAAUCCAGUUCCAAAACAAUUGCUAGGGUGUUGCUAGGUGGCUUCAAAGCUUCAAAGCACCAGAUUCCAUGACAUAAAUUUGCACAAAACCUGUAGAUGCUAAUUUGCAAACGUAGGUCUCCGAGUUAAAUUACAUUGGUGGGAGGCUGUGUGUGUGUGUGUUUCUCAUUGACACUGCAUUUUGUGGGAUGCAGUGUGUCCGACAAGGAAUUCUGAGGCCCGUCUCACACACACAAAUGGGUCUUGGUCUCCCUGGGCCCACCCCGUAACAACAUCUCUGCUAUCCAGUAACCCUGAUCACCCCCAUUACUAUAUCCCCUGAAUUCAGGUUUGCAACUACGUUUUCCUCAGAGUAGAUCCAUUGACAUGUAUGAGCUAGAUUAUAUUUAACUGGAAUACCUCAACAAUUGCCAACAUGGUGUCUUCUGGAUGUCUGCUGGAUUGCAACUCACAUCUGCCUAGUCAAUGGUCAGGGAUGAUGGGAUUUGUAGUCCAAGACAGACUUCAUGCUUAGAAGAAUCUGCUUUGUUUCCUAAUCUAAACACCUUGGCCUGGAACCAGAUGCAAAACAGUGGCUCACCAGAGGAGACCCACACUUAGAAUGAAAGAACACAGCAUCCCUGAAUUAAUGCUCAGCCUGGGAAUUUGUUUUUAACCAGAACUGACCUCACAGCUCAUACAGAAAACCCUACUCCUGGUUUUCCUUUAUUUUUCCUUUUUUAAAAGAAGAAGAAGAUGGGAAUCAGAAACUCUUGCAGACCCACCCAGAGGCAUACCCUCUGCCCAUCCCGUAACUUAGGCUGUUUGCCUUUGCUUGUCUGCCUUAUGUAUUCAUCCAGCUAGGAUUAUGGAGUUGAACCAAGCCUUUGGGAAGGCUCAGAAGCUUUUGCCCUUGGGUUUCAGAUUCCAGCCCCUGAUCUGAGAUUCCUUCACAGCAGCUUGAAAUGUCUUGCAUGCAAGAGGUGCUCCAAACCUUGUGCCUUGUGUAAACUUGGCUGAGAAAGUGUGGGGGGUGGGGAGUGAUCGACAUAACUCGAUGGCUGCAACAUAAGCUCCCCUCAAUUGGAGACCAAAACACAAGUAUGGAGAAACUAUGCUGCUACAAAAUGCCCUGCCAUCUAAUGAACAUUGGCAUUUGGUGCUGAGAUUAGAACAAACCCAAAAAUAUCCUCUAACCAGGGCUGUUGAUAGCUACUAGCCACAAUGGCUAUGCUCUGCCUACAGAGUUUGGUGGCAGCAAUGCUUCUGGAAACCACAAGAGAGAAGAGUGGUCUUGUGCUUGAGUCUUGCUUGCCAGUUUCCCACAAGCACAGAAUGCUGGACUAGGUGGGCCAUUCAACCUGAUCCAGCAGACUCUUCUUUUGUGAACUGCUGUGUAGUGCCUUUCAUGGCCUUGGGCCGCCAUCUUGUAUAUGGGGGGGGGGGAAUCCUUUCUCCAUUUCCCAGGGUCUUCAGGUAUGUUCUCCUGUCACCACUGAGCACUCAGCUGGGUGAGACUGUAGAUCUUCCGCAAGCCGCUCAGUCUGCUUUGUGACUCUGACUUUCUGAGGGGUUCUGUGGACAGGAUGGCUAGAGCAUACUACUCUCGUUUUAUGGCAUUCCCAGUGUCUUUCUUGCUUGAUUUUUGGUUUGCUUAGAACACAGCAUGUAAUUAAAAUACGGAGCUCACUGUAUUGAUGGUCACCAACUUGGAAAUAGGUUUAGGCAAAGAGUCCACUUCUGGCUUCCUAUAGGCAUCUAGCUGGCCUCUGUGAGAACAGGCUGUUGGUCUGGAUGGAAGGUGUACAUAUGUUUUUACAACCAUUUCAGAUGUUUGUGGAGAGCCAGGUGGAGUCUCUGACAUAUACUGUUCUCUCACGAGCCUGCACACCCUCAGUUCUCACAGUAGGAAUCUCUUGCUUAAAAACCACUAUGAACUCUUGUGCUCUUUUGUAAAGCUUACCAUCUUGAAUAGAAGGUUUGGAUACUUUGAAAGCAAAAGGUGUUCAUUAUUGCCAAUAGUUUAAAUAUUUGACCAAUUUUUGGUUUCUGUAGGGCAGGAAUGCUCAACCUGUGGAUCUCCAGAUUAUUGUUGGACUGCACAUCCCAUAAUCUCUGACCACUGAAUGAGGAUGCUCUGCCAUAGAAUGAACUUAUAAAUCUGACAGGAUAGACUGUGAGAGAAGACAGGCUUCUCUGCAUCUUGGUUUCACUGCUGUGUGUUUGGAAGUUUAAACCAUGGUUUCAGUCCUGAACUACGGUUAGCACAUAGCGUGAAUAUUAGCGCAAACUCCAAAUGCAAUUUGUGAGGACUCUUUCACGUCUUAUUACUUCAUUUUUGCGAUUGUUUUCCUUUUUGCUUUGUUUAGAUAUCUGACAAAUACGAUGUCCCUUUGGAUAAAAUUGGGAAAGUCUUCAAGAAAUGUAAAAAAGGGUGAGUAUGUUGAAAAUAGUAUCCCUGCAGCUUUGCAGGCAAGAUAUGGCAUCUUACAUGUUGUUUUUCACACUCUCUGUACACAGAUCUGCCUUCUCCCCACACUGAACCUGUUUUGAACAGGAGCAAUACUGUUUCCCCAAGAUAUUGAGCUCUGAGAGUACAGCUGCCACACAGAAUUAGAAUGCAAAAGUGAGCUAAUCCAAGUGAACUCACCCUCACUGCAUGAUUCCUCAGCUGCUGGGGAGAGAGAGAACAACCCUGGGUUGUGUGCUAAGUCUUUACUCUUCACUAAUAAAUAGUUUUGCUAAGGGAAAAGAAAUCACCACUUAGUUCUCAAGGCAGCAACAACAUAUCCCUUUCUUGUACUCAUUGCAUGUUGUCAGAAUACCCAGAAAUAAUCUCUCAGCAAGAUGAAGUGGUAUCUCUAGGACAAUGGUUCCCAAUUAGCUUAGUACUGCGAACCCCCUGGUUUUUCAAAAGCCAAGCCUACUUUUUGACAAAUUUUGAUAUCUCUGUAGUAGUUUUUGUUAUGUGAAUUGUGCCAUGGACACCCACUGCGGAUCCCCGAGGUCUGAGGACCACCAAUUGGGAACCGCUGCUCUAGAUCAUUGUCAAUAGAGAAUCUGAGGCCCACAGCACUGCUGUGAAAGGGAACAGCUUUUCUAUAUCGCACAUGUUUGCAGUCCACCUCACUUGAUAAAUUUCAGCAGUGUCUUGCAUGGUGUCAAAAUUUGGCGCGCACACACACACACACACACAGAGCCUCUUGCAUUCUGCUCAAUUCACUAUGUUGUGGUUGUGACACUCUAUGGCGCUCCCUAGGCUCAGGACCCAGUGCGAUGGAACCAGCCAUGCUGCCAUAAACCCGCCUCUGUUCUUAUCACAUGUUUGGUCCUUAAACUGUUUCUUUUGAUAAACAAGUAAGCAUAGAUGUAACUGCAAAUUUGAAAUUAUAGGUAGCUUUCCUCCUCAUUGGGUAGCAAGGACCUAAGGGAAUCGUGGCAACAAGCAUUUUGAGUAUGUUAGUGUUUGCCAGAUUUUGUCUGGCGGGCUGAACCUCUAACUCAAGGUUUCCCAAACUUGGUUCUCUAGCACUGUGUGUGUGUGUGUGUGUGUGUGUGUGUGUGUCUGUGUGUGUGUCUGUGUCUGUGUGUGUGUGUGUUUUGGACUACAACUCCCACCAUCCCUGACCACUGGUUCUGCUAGCUAGGGAUGAAACAGCUGGAGAGCCAAGUUUGGGAAAUGCUGCUCUAACUGGUCUCAAUCUGUUUUGUGGUUUGCUAGAAAGCAGCCCCUAUUUGGAGGGGAAAAAUCCAUAAAUUUCCCCAAUACUCCCUCCAUCAGUUGGCAAGAGAACAAAGAGAACCUUGAGACCUAAUGUAACUUUCCCCGUGAGACCUGGGUCCUGUUUUGCUCAUCACAGAAGUGUAUUUUGUUAGGUCGACCUAGAAGAUUAUGAUGAUGAUGCCCAUAGGGUUAGCCUAGCUUUGUGCUGCCCCACUGGGUGUGUUUCCGCUAGGUUUUAAAGCGUCCCAUUUUUAAUACUCUCUUAUUUCCUUAGCAUCUUGGUGAAUAUGGACGAUAACAUUGUGAAGCACUAUUCCAACGAGGAUACUUUCCAGUUACAGAUUGAAGAGGCGGCUGGAUCUUACAAGCUCACUCUCACUGAGAUCUAA
Molecule: messenger RNA, 61425 nt
Organism: Podarcis lilfordi (Lilford's wall lizard)
Lineage: Eukaryota; Metazoa; Chordata; Lepidosauria; Squamata; Lacertidae
Source: the annotation of a GenBank genome assembly